AUGUCGGAUACGAAGGUGAAAGUGGCCGUCAGAGUCCGGCCCAUGAACAGGAGAGGUAAUAAUAAUAAUAAUAAUAAUAAUAUUGGGACGGAGAUGGCUCACACUCGCCUCUCAGCAGUCCCCCACUAACCCCAUCUUCACCCCUCAGAAGCACCUUUUCCCCUCGCUCCCUUCCGCCCCUCCAACUUGUUUGCAGAGUUGAACUUUUUUCUCUCCCUUGGAUUGGCGGCGGGGCGAGGAAAAGGGAAGGGUGUCCUCUCUGGCUUGAGCAAAGCUCUUGCCUAGCCCUUCCUGGCGAAAGUCUCGGGAGCGGGGUGUGAGCCCCGCGGUGAGCAGGAUGAAGCCCCGAUCCCUCAUUCGCUCCCUUGGUUUUCUUCGCUGGAGCGCAGCCUCCCUUUUCUUGCAGCGAGGGGCGUGGAGUUGAGGGCAACCCCCGUCGGCUCCUUGUAAAUCUGUUUGAAGCUGGUCUGCUCGCUUACUGGGUGGGUGGGUGGGUGGGUGGGGAAAGCUGGCUGGCUCUGGGGCGAUUUCUCCAACCUGUCAGGGGUGCCAACAUUUAUGGAGCGGGGGCAGAUGAGCCCCGCCCCGCAUAAUUGAUCACAUGACGCAGCACACACCGUUUGAAUGGCAAUGCCCAUAAACUUGGGGGGGGGGUCAGAUUUUUUUACUGGGGUGUCCAAAGUAAAGUUACCGGAUUUUUUUCAGACGGACUGGCCCCUAGGAGUUGGCUUCUAUGCAACCUAUCAUAGAGUUGCAAGGGGCCACAAGGGUUCAACCUCCUGCAAUGAAGGAAUCUUUUGCCCAAUGUGGGGUUCAAACCCAUGACCCUGAGAUUAAGAGUCUCAUGAUCUACCGACUGAGCUGUCCCAGCUGACUAAAAGCUGUGGAUCUUCUUCUCUCUUCCUGACUUCCAGUGGAGGAUCUGACACUAUCAUCUCCUAGUCUUGGAGAUGGUGGCCUGAAAUGGCUUACAUGGUCGCUUUUUUGGGAGGGGGGGACAUUUUCAAGACCGCUCAGUGUGACUUGGUUGCCUUAACUUGCCAGCUGUUGUUAUAAAAGGUGGUUAAUGAAAGCAAGAGAGUGGUCGCCUUUCCACCCUUUCAGUGGCUGUAUAAUUUCACACGGGUAACAUGUGGAUAACAUACAAGCCAGGCAAUGAAACUGGGCACUGGUGGAAAGCCUCUGUCAAUCUGUAGGUCUCCAACUUUUUGCUUUUGGAUUGUCCUUCCCCCCUUUUUUCCCCUCCCCCACAUUUUUUUGGGAGAGCAACGCCCAUGCCAUUUCCUACACUCUUAGCAGCAAAAGGGAGUUGUUUUCUAGACACAAGAAGAAAGAAACAGGAAAAGCCCUGCUGGCUUGGGGUGAGCUGUAUAUAUCAUUUUGUAAGGGAACGUUCUGAAAUUCUCAGUUGCAUUAUGUUUCAGAGCUGGAGCUGAAUACAAAGUGCAUUGUGGAGAUGGAAGGGAAUCAAACUGUGCUGCAUCCUCCACCUUCAAACAACAAGCAGGGAGAAAACAGGUAAACAUCUAAAUCUAUAUUCUCAAUUCAGAUAAAUGAUUUGUGUGCUUUGUUAAGGAAGCACCAGCUGUUUCUGUAACUUGUCUCUACUCAUGGGAAAAAGUUCUGGGAGGUGAUCCUUCUCUGAUUCACAACCAUAUAAAAAAGGAAGAAUUGCAAUUAACCUUCAACAAGCUGAGUGCUGAGUUGCAUGAAAAGUAGUUAUGGAUUCUAUGUAGAAUAGUAAUGAUAAACUAGUAAAAUAAGCUACUAAGAAUGUCGGAAAUCAAAACACUGUAGGUUUAAGUACAGUUACCUUGUAAACCACAUCCCCUCCCCCAAUGUAGUAUUCUUCGUUGAUUCAGGAACGAUAGAAUACUAUGGAUUCUUCGGCAGCAGUGAAAAUUGUUACUGAUUUCAGUGUACAUACAGCUGAGUAGAUGUAUUUCCUGGAUUCGUUAUUAAGACUGCUUAUUUUAAUGAAUGAAGAGUGAAGAACUAAAUCGUAUCUGGCUUUUAUUUGUAAAGGCCUGGAAAAAAAUUGUUGGAAAAUAUCCAAAAUACCAAUGUGCUGGACUGUAAAAAUAGAUCAGAUUUUUUUCUUCAUAAGGGGCCAGGAGGGAGGUUGUUCAGAAGAGACAUAGAAGGAAAAGUUAGUGUUGUCUGUGUUUUUUGGGUGGGUGGGUAUGAUCUGUUGAUUAUCAUAAGCACUUCACUCUGAAUGUCUUCUUUCAGUGUUGUAAUUACUUUUUAAUAGGAAAACAUUGUUUCACAUAGUAUAGGUGACAGUGUACUAUUCUACUGAAACAGUUUGUUGAGAAGCAGCAUUCAUUACUGAGAACGGAGGAAGGUUGGCAGAAUAUAUGAUAGUGUUGAAGAGCUGUCUGAGUGUCGGGCUUUUACUUGCAAACUGAUGCAAACUUCAUGUAUUUGGCAUAUUUAUUUUAAAGUUUGCCAUUAGGAAAUAAAGGUGUAUGAAACUACAUACUUGGUUAAUUUCAUUUUUAAACAAUAAAGAUAGGCUUACUCAGUGCUAUUUUUCUAGAAAAAGAGGUGCUGGAACUCACCAUGAACACCUCCCAUGUUCUCUUAUAAGGCAGUGCCGCCUAUCUGAGAGGUGCCGGAACUGAGUUCCAGUGAGUUCCAGGUGAAAAAAAGCCCUGGGUUUACUCCUGUUUGCCAUUAAAACAGCACAAAGUGCCACGACUCAGCCAGUGCAGCUUGUGACAUGUUAGAAUUUCAAGUGGACAGAAGUCUCCAGUCUUAAGAUAGACUGGUGUCAUCUUUAUGUCUUCUACAGCACAGAACCAAGGCUUGGUGGCAAUAAAAUUGGAGUAGAACUGGGGAUUAUUUGCAUAUGCAGCACAUACAAGAUAAAAAUUACUGAACUCACCCGUGUUGCUGUAUGCCUAUGUGUUUGUUAGAUUCAUUGAUCACUUUGUCCCAAAGGAUAGUCAAGUAACAAUCUGAAAGUAUAUUAAAUCCCUUAAAAACAACAGUUUUGUAUUUUUAUGUUGGAUUAUAUAUAGUUGGUUGUUGUGUGCCAUAUACAUAAAAGUUAUAAAUAAUCAAUUUUCUACCUACAAGUAGCCCUCAAAGUGGCAUACAGUCUAUGCUAAAAGUAUAAUGUAUAACAAUAAACAGUACAAACUAUUUUAAAUCCCUGUGCUGGCUGCAGUCCGCUUUCUGAUGCUGUGUAAAUGUAUCUUGAAAGCCUUUCCCCUACACCCUGUAUCUCUCUGUUCUUGCAUUCUAAGAAAUCCAUGCUUGUGACCCUUGGUUAUCCAAAGGUAUUCUGGCUGCAUCCCAAAAAACAUGAUGCCCACUCUUACUUCCUUUCUUAUGUCUGAAGCUACCUCCCAGAUGUCAUCCACAAGUCCCCUUCUUCCAUCAAAUCCCUCAUGAAAACCCACCUUUUCCAUGAAGCCUUUGGAAGAACUCUGUAGAAUUUAGAUACAGUAUAGAAUCUGUGAACCUCUUUCUGGACUUCCAUCAGGAUACUGCAACUGUUGCAUCCCAUUUCACCCACCUUUAGGAUUAAGAUUCUAACUUUUCUUCUUCAAUUUUCCACCUACACAUUGAAAAAGAUUGUCCUAAUAUGGAUAAAUUAUUUUGUGAAGAAGGAAGAUAGUUUUAUAUAUUGUGUAGUAGAUAUAUUUUGGUUUUCGUCAAAGAACAAAAAGGUUGUUAAUGACAAUGCAAACAGAUCAGUGGCAUUUAUAAUAGCUGAAGAGGUUUGUUCUUUUCUUUCAAGCCUUAGAGGAAGUUAGGAGGGAAAGGUUCCAACUCCAGGGAGUUGGUAUUUGUUGCAAAAGCCUCAACUGAAACUUAUCUAAAUGGAGUGUCAAGUGAAAUGAGACAAUUACCAGUUGUCUGUUUUAUCCAAAGGAAUUAUCAGCGGGAAAGAAACAGCUAUGCAGGCGCUCUUAAUAUUACCUGCAUGAGGUAGCAGAUAGGAUAACAGCUGACAACAGUCUUUGUCUAUAGGAAACUGUAAAAAAGAAAUCUGAUUUUGAUCUUUUAAAAAUUGCCUUUCCUGGUGGAAGUUAUUGUUCAGCUUAUGAAGUGCUAGCUUUGAUGUGAGUAGGAGAUAUAUAGAUAUAGACAAAAAACAUUUAUGAACUGCUUUAGCAGUGUUUCACUAAUCUCAUUCUAGCUAGUGACCUAGAUACUAUUCCAGUAGACUAUCCUCCUAAAACUGCAUUAUUAAAACCUCAGAGUUCAGGUUACAGGUUUGUGGUAGUGUUUCUGAUACAUAUGAAAUCAAAGUAGAAUGAACUCUCACUUGUUCUUGUUAAGUAUCAUGCAUACUUUUUAAAUGUGUCUGUAGAUAUCAAUGAUUAAACUUCCAGCUGCUCUUUUUCUGUUCAGAGAAACUAGACACAUUCCUUCUACAGAUUUCGAAAUAUGAGAAUAGACUUCUGACAAAGACUUCUUCAUGUUGUUUUUGAAUGAGAAAAUGAGAUUUUUCUGUUGUAAUGGAAUCUGCAAACUCUUGAGUGCACAAAAUCCUUUAAAAAUGGUUUAUGUAUUUACACAAGGCCAAAUAUCAGAGCAAAGGAAAAUAAUGACACAAUAAAUAAUUAAGUGUAUUAAAUGGAUUAAGUCAUUAUCAAUUAAAACAGUCAAGUGAUAAGCCAGUUAAAACCAUCUCUUAUUACUUAUGUGUAAUAGAAAAUCUUCAUGACUAUGCAUGCAAACGUUGAUCCAAUGAAAUAUUACAUUAAUUUUGCAAACUUUAGAAACAAAUAGAAAACUAACAAGAAUCUUGUUUUCAUUAACUAGUUACCAAGUUAACAACUAUGCAGCAUGUUGUAGUUAGUGAGAGAUUAGGAAACCUUUUAGUAAAAUUAACACAUGUGGCUACAGAAGGGAUGAUUAUACCUAUACCUGAUUAUUAUCCUUGCAGUUCAGACAGAUCAUUAGAGGUGUGGAACAGUUUUAAAUUUAGCAUUCUGCUUGUUAGGGUAAAUAGUAAAGAAAAAAGAAAAAGAAAAAAAAGAGAGAAAUUCUGAUACUUUAAUGUUUUAAUGUUACAGUAGCUAUAUGCACCUCCAUAUGAUUUUGAUUUAUAAAGCACUUCAUAGUUUUUAGUGCAAGGGUGGGGAGCCUUCUUUCCAUUGUGAUCUGCAUUCUGUUAGGGUAUGGUUACCAGAUUUUUUCAAUGAAUCCGGGGACCCUUUUUUUCUUCUUUUUGGCUGAGUAGCAACAGGGAGUCAGUAGUGGGGAUGGUGAGGCAAAAGACCCUGGGCCCAAGCACACAUGCAUGUUGUAUAAAGGUGCAAAGCCCUUCUUUCGCAACCUGUGAAACAUAAAUGCUCAGAGUUUUUAAAAAAGAAACUGGGAAAUGGCGCACCAUCCGCCAGUGACUCCUGAGCCUUUCCCGAUCUCCUUCCCCCUUUGUUUUGACAGAUCAGCUGCUCGCUGCCAUGGCGCAGGAAAAAUGGCGGGCGCCAGGGCAGCGAGCAGCUCCUGAAGCCAGCCAGAGCCAACUGCGCUAACAGGCUGGCUUUGGGCUGCUGAGGCUGCCGCUGCCACAUUUCCCAGGGACAGAUUUGCAAAUCUUGGGACAUUCCGGGGAUGGAAUUUGUCCGGGGACAGAUCUGCAAAUCUGGGGAUGUCUGGUAACCCUAUGUUAGGAGUAAUCUGUUGGGGACUACAUCCCUAUCCAUUUACUGGGCCACUGGGGAAAGUAUGGAUGACUCUUUCCAGAGGUUUGAACCAGUUGCUUGUAGAGGGCUCUUCCUUCUCCAUCCAUUUUGACCUUGUUUUCCUAUCUUGCCCUCUUCUCUCCCGCCAAGCUCUCCCCACCUGUGUAAAAUAAGGCCAAGGGCUUCAGGUCCCCCACCUUUGUGUUAAUACAUCUCUAUAGUGGACCACCCCCCUUUCUUAGUUGUGGAAUGCUGUGUAAUCUUUAGUACUGAAAGCUUAGGCAAAUAUUCGCAGUGAAGCUGUAAAAUAAUAUUUACUGGACUGUUUUGGUUUUAAAGUCAGUAGUGUGAUGUGGCUUUCACCUCUCACAUGGUGGGAGUAUUUUUUCAGGUGACCUUCUAGGAAGAUCACAGGUCAUAGAAUUUGUUUUAGAAAAGGCUUCCCAUCCUCCAUGUUUGUGAAAAGUGGACUACAGUGGUACCUCCGGUUACGAACUUAAUUCGUCCCAGAGGUCUGUUCUUAAGCCGAAACCAUUCAUAACCCGAGGCACACUUUCGCUAAUGGUGCCUCCCACUGCCGGGGCAAAGUUCGCAACCGGGAGCAUCUACUUCCAGGUUAGCAGAGUCGUAACCCGAAGUGUUCGCAAGGAGGACGGUACGUAACACGAGGUUCCACUGUAAUCAGAAAUUUGUGUGUACAAAAUUUCAAAAGUAUUAUCAAAUGGUUGAUUAAUAAGUGAGCAAAUUAUAGCUCUACCAGGGCAAUUUGCAACAGAUUGUUGCAGUGCAGAGUUUUCCUAUUCAUUAUGGCAGCUUGUAUUCCAUGUCCUUUCCCUACUCCUAUUGUCUGCCUUGCUGUACUCAAACCUUUGCCACUUUCCCUUUCUGUGUUCCUCUAUCCAUACUUUACUCAAUGCUGUACCAUUUUUUUUAAAAAAAUCCUUUCAGUGUCUUUCCACUUCUGCUUUACCCUGCCACUGUUUGAAACAGCCACUUUCUCCCUUCUUGCUAUACUCAAACUUCUCCCUCCUCCAUUCCUCAGUUGCUUCAUGUGAGUGAGUUAAAGGAUUUGGAGCCCUCAGAUAUUCCAUAGGACCUUCACACAUGUAUUUCACUUCUGGUAACAUGCAUUGCCUUAAGCAUGGAAGUUCCAGAUUGAAUGUAGUAAUUUAAAAUACAUAAUUCUUUCACAAGCAUGCACCCAUAUGUGUACAUCACAGGAUAUGGAGCCCUCAAACCUUCCAUAGUAGUUUAUUUAAACUUCUGCCAUUGUUUAAAAUUGCCAGUUUCCUCUCAUUUCCCUCCAUUCCUGCUUUACUCAAACUUUUGUUUUCAACCAUCUCUCUCCCCCCCCCCCCGUUUCUAGUCUUGUUUCCAUGCUAUGGCCACUGUUGUUGUGCAACCUUCCUUCACUUCUGUUCCCCUAUCUUGCUCGGACUUCAUGCAAAUCCAGGAUUGUAAUGCAGCACUACAAAUCCUGCAAUGGUGGCUGCACUAUGACAUACUUAAUUUUUAUUAUAGAGAGAGAUGGAGGAAUGCACAGAUUUGAUGAAGUGUCACCUGCCUUCACCAGGAAGAAAUGGGCUGCUGCAAACACAGCUUAAAUAUGUAUUUAACCCUGCCUCAUUUCCAUUUCCUGCAUCUUCUAGUGCUCAAGAGCCUCUGCAUUUGGAAACGCCUCAUGUCUUACAAAACACAUUUUUAGUUUGUGAAUCCUUCAGGAUUAUUGUUUGCAUUAAUUGUUACUUUGUUACUCGUUUUUGAUGAAACGAUUAAGCAAACCAGAUAUAAAUAUUUAUACUGUCUACAUGCUGCUGUAUAUACCCAUAAAAUAACAUUGAGAAAAUGCCUUCUUUCAUUUCAGGGUGAAAAUAGGGACUAUGAAAAAUUCAAUUGCACAUUUUUAUUCUAUCCAUGCAGUUUGCCAUUAGUCUUCUGGGGUACUCUAAAAAUUGAUGAAAAUGAUUGCAACUAUUAGAUGAAUUGUUCUCAUUGCAAAAAAACCCCAAACUAGUGCAUAAUACCAGUUUCAGAAUUAUUAAUCAGAGCUGAAAGCUUUUAAAAGAAAAAAUUCAAAGCAAGACUAUGGGUGUAGACCACUCUGCAGACUCCUUCCCCAUGCAUAUCCAAAAUGUUCUCAGAGCAGAUUGCGGAAGGCUGCAAGAGGAAAGAAAGAAAGGUAAUGUCCAUUGUACAAGUACAUAGGCAGUGUUGUAUGUGACACUAAUAAUUCAGGCUGCAAUCCUGACCCUACUUACCUGGAAUUAAGCCCCAUUUAAUUCAGCAGGAUUUACUUAUGGGUAGAUGUGGUUUGGAUUGCACUGUUAUGUUUUAUGAACAUAAAAAAAGUUCACAGUGGGUUUUUUUCCUUUUUCUUUUUUAAUAUGCUUUUUAUUAGUUUUCUUACUUAACAAACACACACACACAAAAACAAAAACGAUAUAAUAACAAAAACAAAACAAAAUACCAUACAUGCAUCCAUAAAUCCAUACGUUCUUACAAAAGAACUUAUGCCACCAUGUUCUUAAUUCCAAACUCCUUAUCUUACCCAAUAGACCUCCAUCUUCCUCAAAGCGGGUCUGUCUUAUCUGUUUAAUAAACUGCUUCUUUAAUCAUUUCAUCAUUUCUUCUGUUAUCUGAAUACUAUACUUAUAAUCCAUAUUGUGGUUUGUGAAAAUUAAUCAAAGCAUGUCCAGGUUUUAACUUGAAGGCACUGUUUUUUUUAAAUAUUCUUUAUAAAUUUCCCACUCCUUUUUGAACUUUUGGUUUGGCUAUCUCCUAAUUGUCUCCAUCAUUUUUGCCAGUUUGAGAUAUUCAACAAAUUUAUGCUGCCAUUCCUCUUUUGUUUGUACUACUUCUCCUUUCCAAUUUCUGGCAAUUAAUAUUCUUGCUGCUGUUGUAGCAUAUAAAAAUAUUCUCUUUUUUCAUUUGAAAUAUCUGAAUGUAAAAUGCCUAAGAGGGAGGCCUCUGGUUUCUUUAUGAAAGUUUGCUUAAACAUUUUUUUCAAUUCCUCAUAUAUAAUAUCUCAAAAAUUCUUUUUUGUUUUUUGCAACCACAACUGGAUUUUUUCUUUUGGUGGUUUCUGUGACUUUUUAUUGCCUUUCAGGGUUACUGUGAAAGUUGAGAUUCUUAGUAUAUGUGUCAAGGCAACACACCAGUCACUCUGGAGCAAGAAAAAAUGAUAUUUGCUAAACAAAAAUAGAAGAGCUGCUGUAGAAUUGAACUUUUGUCUUAACCGAACAUGGAAUGUAGUACUAUCCAUUUUUUAGUUGGAAGUCCAAAUCCAUUUUAUUUCAGUUGGAUUUGCUUCUCUAGUAAGUGUACAGCUGUAAUCUUUUAUUUAUCCUUUCUGUUUUUGUGUAGUUUGGCUUGUUUCUGGAUUUUCCAGAAGGAGAUUAUUUUUAUGCUUGCUGUAGAAAUGCAUAGAAAGCCUUUUUUGGUUUUCUUCGUAUGUAAGAUCUAGCUCCUUAGCUGAUUUUGUUUAAUCUCUGCCAUCUCUCAUAGCCUGAAUUAUGUGCUUCUUUUUAUAUAGAGGGAUGAAACUAAGGAUGUUGGGUAAAUAAGAAUCAAUGUGCUUAUUCCACAUUCAGUGGACAAUAGUAUAUAAAUUAUCCAUUGCAGUCUGCAUUGUGCUGUUGAUGGAUUGUACACUGGGUGUGCAACUGAACAGAGUGAUCUAUGUUGUGAAGUAUAUUGCCAUUGGUACAACUUUAGUCUUGGCAUUAGUUCUUCCUGAAUAUUGAUGAAAUUCAGGCAUAACUAGGCACUUGCCUGAUUGUGUGUGACAAACAGAAAUAGUGAUCAGGCAAAAGCCAAAAGAAAAAUAGUUUGCUGUUUGAUAAAGUGUGUGGCAUCAUCAAAAGGGCCUCCUUAACAGACUGUAGGAAUCGGAUAGGUGUGUAGAUGGACAGAUGGUCUUUUAGGUAAGCUGGUCCUGUAUAAUUUUAGUAUUAUGCACAUAUUUCAGCAUAUUGACCAUGUCAGCAAAUCUUCACAGGGAUCUCAAGACACAUGCAGAACAGAACUCAGGACAUAGACUACAGUUGAAGUUGUUGGGUUGAAAUAAACGACAGACGGAUGGCAGGGUGUCAUACGGGAGGCAUCUACCGAGCACGUCUCGGCGAGUCUCUUUUAUUGAAUAUUACAGCAUUGCCACAUAUGUGCUUGUUGCUGAUUGGUUAACAUGAAUACAAUGCAAAGGUUGAAUAUAGGCAUUAAUCAUCAAUAGAUUAUAGAUUUUAUAUGUAUAAAAUAUAUAUAUUGAGGCUGCAGGAUUUAACAUACCAUCAAAUAAUUUACAAAACUCAGGCAACAGAGUAGAAAGUAUGAGAGGUAGGGACACAGAACAUAGGACAGCAAGCACAUAGUAGAUGAAGCAUCAGAGGGCAACAUGAAAGAAACACUGAGGAGACAGGGACCAGAGGGCAAUACAGUGGUGCCCCGCAAGACGAAUGCCUCGCAAGACGGAAAACCCGCUAGACGAAAGGGUUUUCCGUUUUGGAGGUGCUUCGCAAAACGAAUUUCCUAUGUGCUUGCUUCGCAAGACGAAAAUGUCUUGCGAGUUCCUGCGGGGUUUUUUUCCCUCCCCCCCCCCCCUUUUCCCAAGCCGCUAAACCGCUUAUCAGCUGAUCGGCUAAGCCGCUUAACAGCUGAUCGCUAAGCCGCUUAUCAGCUCAUCGUUAAGCCGCUUAUCAGCUCAUCGUUAAGCCGCUUAACAGCUGAUCGCUAAGCCGCUUAUCAGCUGAUCCGCUAAGCCCGCUAAGCCGCUAAUACUGUAGCGCUAAUCCGCUAAACCGCUAAUGGGCUUGCUUCGCAAGACGAAAAAACCCGCAAGACGAAGAGACUCGCGGAACGGAUUCUUUUCAUCUUGCAAGGCACCACUGUACAUUUUACACAUGAAACUUUCUACUAUCUGUUGAGAUUGGUUUUUAGCAAAUUCAGUGCUGUGCACAUUUGCUUGGACUAUUAUUUGGUCCAGCACUGGGAAAGCCCCACCUGCUUACACGGUUCAGAUACAUUAUUUUUCUUUCUACACCUCCACUGCUGAGCUGCUGCCCCAAAUUCCCAAAAUAGGAAUCUGAAAGUGAGAGAGAGAUUGGAAAUGCCCAAGCAGGCAUCAAAGACAUAAAGGUGGGAUAUUUAUUUCAAAGUUUGUGAAAGCAGUUCCACAUGCAUACACAACUUGCAGGUUUACUGCUUCACAGCACACACAUGCACAUCUAUGCAUGUGUAAAAUGAGCAGUGUUUAAUAAUAACAAUGGGAAGAGAGGCUUUAGGCACUGAGGCAGAAUAAUCUGUCUACUGGUUGACCUUGAUUGACCCAUCCUUGAUUUAUACAAAGUUACACAGGAAGCUGCCACUAUACCAGGAAAAUUUGCUCUUAGAUUAGCUUCACAUUGUUCCUGCUAGAAAGCAUUUUCAGUUUUGUAGUAAUAUCUUUUUUGGUGGAAAGCUUUUAUAAAUAUAGAAAAUGGUUACUCAGAGUUUCAAGCUAUUAACUAUGCUAUUUGAACUUAUGAGGUAGCCAUAUACUGAAAUAGAUCAUGCUGUCUAAGAUUUUUAUAUAUAUAGGAACUGGGAUUUUGUCCAUGAAAAGUAUAUGCUUUAUGAUGAAGUCAGUGGCACCAACUUGAAUAAAAUAUUUGGGGAGCCUGCCCCCCGCUGGAAGAUUGCAGGAAGGAUGGACAGAGGGAGGGCACCCUGGGAGACAGGUGUGUGAUUGGGUGCCUUAUCUGUGCAUUCAUGUGUGAAGAUGAAGGCUGAGGUGGCUCAACACAGUCAGUUUUGGGAGUCCCCAGCCUGCCAAAACAUUUGCGGGAGUGAAGGGGUCUGAACCGCUUUGAGUUGGCUCCUAUGGUGGUUGCUCCUUUUGUGGUUGCAUCCAGAUAUAGUUCCUACAUAGAUAGAUAUCUAAUCCCACUAGAGAAUACAUUCCUCAUUCAGAUCCUGUUUUUCAGAUGUUCAGUAAUGUAUAAGAAUAGACAAAUAGUAGACAAAGCCUUUGUUGGCACUCCACCACCAGUAAAAGUUAAUUUAGCUUAUUAAUGUGAAUGUAAUUGAAAUAGUUGUCUAAACAGCAGUUUUGCUCAUCUCAAGCAGUUCUCUCACAUGCUUCUGCUUUGUCAGUGCAGAAUUCCUAAUGACUGUGUCUAUCCGGAAUAACACAUGAAGUGUUGUUUCCAUUAUCGCUCAGGAAAUUGAGAUUGUUGUGUGGAAACAUGAGACUUGGAAUGUUUAUUUCUUCUGUUGUGGUUAUAACACCGUUUCUGGAAAUAUCAUUAAAGGCUGGUCCAUGCAUUCAUAUAUCUCACUAGAUAUUUCAGCUGAUUUGGCUUAAUUUAAGUGUCUGUUCUGAGGUGAUACAAAACUUCUGCCUGUGGUGUGUGUUCUGUGAUGGCAGUUUUGUACAUACAAGUCACUUUUAAAAAAAUGAAACUAAAUAGAUUUUAUUUCAGUUAAACAUGCUAGCAUCUUAGGACAACCAAGGUAAAUAGAACAGUCCCAACAGAUAACUAGCCCAGUAAUCCAAUCAGCUGAACACAAUACAAUGUAUUAAUGACAGUAGAAAGGUACCAUGACACAUACUUUUGAAACAGUCUCAGCCAGCUACCAUGCACAGUCUUAUGUACAAAGAGAGAAAACCAGUUCUGCCUUAGAUCUCAAUGGAUGCAUGCAGAGCAAAUUGACUGCUGUUUGAUCAAAACUGACCAAAGCAUGACACACUGUAGUAAAUGUGCUUGCAAUAUGUUGCAAUCUCAACUAGAAACCACAAAAGAAUAUUGCUUAUAUGUUGUACAUACAAGUCAUAAAUUGAUUGUGUAGUUGUUCACCCUUAUGCAGCUCUCUAAUUAUGUGCAAUUACUUAUGUGAAGAACUAGUAGCCUCAGAGGGGAUUGAAGAUUGACAUCUGCAUCAAAAUAUUUUUAUUUUAUUUUAUUGGUUUAUUGCAAGGAGCUGAAGAUGCUGCACAUAUUUCCCCCAUCUCAAUUAAUCCCUACAACAACCUUGUGAGGUAGCGGUAGGUUAGGCUGAGAGAUGGUGGCUGGCCUAAAGUCACCCAGUGAGCUUCAUGGCUGAGUGGGGAUUUGAAUCCUGGUGUCCCAACGCUCUUAAUAAUUUAUCCAGCACUUACAUUUUUAUGUCCCCUAACUGAGCUAUGGAAAUUAUAUUUAAUAUAAUUUUAAAUUUCAUUAAAAAUUAGUAUCUUUGUCUCUGCCAAUCAAACAACAUGGAAUUUACCUUCCAUCUAAUAGAAAAACACUAUUUUGUUCAGGAACUACCAGAACUUGCUGAAGGAAGUUCUGGAUACUUACAUCAUAUGGAAGUAUAGAACUAGAAUGGGAGCUUCUGACCCACCAGGCAAACCUGGUCCACCAGGCCUUCCCACUUGGCCUGCAAAGCCAUUUUGGGGAAACCAUGUCCCUGCCCCCCACCCUACACCUGAUGUCAUACAUUUAGUCACGUGUGGGGCAGGUAAGGGUGGGGUUUCAAAAGAGCAAUCAGGAACUUAAAGUGGGCUCCAGUUUGCUAGAACAAGGUGUGCUUCCUGCCAGAGGAGUGCAAAUUGCUCAAAGAGGGAGAAGCAGCUUCUGUUUGAUGGAAACCAUUUUCCCCUCCCAACAGUGCUCUUUGAAGGUCCAUGUGCAGGCCACUUCAAGCAGCAGCAUGGGAGGGGUAUGAAAGGGAGAAUUCUUUUUUUUCCUUCAGUCCCCUUUCCUGCUGGGGGAGGUAAGAGAAGAAAGCCUUCCUUUUAAAAUGCUGACUUUUUUCAGAGUUCCCUUAGCAAAAUGGAGUUCUGAACAAAGCAUACUCCCAACUGCUCAUCAACUGAUGGGCAAUAGCAUCAUACUUUGCUCAGUGAAAGAAAAGCAGAAACCACCUCUUCCUUCCAGCACUGUUCUUUGCAGUGCCAAUCUGCGGGAGGCAGUGGCAGACAGGAGUGCCUGGCGUGCUCUGGUCCAUGGGGUCACAAAGAGUCGGACAUGACUAAAUGACUAAACAACAACAUGGGAAUGAAGGGGGGAAUCCCUGAAUUAAUACUGUAAUUGCAUUCUCUCCUGUAAGUUGUACAGGUGUGUUUCUUCUUAAAAUCUUGUUAGUAUGCAUUAUUUUUGGAAGUGAAAAAAUUAUUGCUUUCCUAAGUCAUUAAAUAUUGAAUUCACUGAUCUUUCCAACCAGAAUAAUUUAUGGUGUAUACAGAGUGUUCUAAUAGUUUCAGGCACUAACCAUAUAUUCCCAUUCUUUUUAAUGCUUUCCAAUCUGUGGGUGAUAUAUUGACAAUCCUUUUCUGCUAUUGCUGUAUUUCCGUUCCUCAGAAAGUCUCCUAAGGUAAGUGACUGAUCUUUUAAAAUACUGUUCCCUAUCAAAAUAAAGAUAAUUUGCUCGCAAUAUCUAGCAUGCUUUUCCACAUUCAGUUCAAUAGCUUUGCUUUCUAAUGGGAUUUAGAACCUGCAUUAUUUCUGUCUAAUUUUGUUCUACAACCUGGUGCAGAGAGAGAAAGUUUGGAAGUUGCCAGCUCUGGACUGUCUUUGUAAUAUGAAUUUGAUACAUUCAAGUGUGAAUUUUUGACAGUCACAUAAGACUGAGGUGCAUGUUAAGCAGACCUGCUUUGCCAGGCAUACAUACAGAAUUAUAUGCAUUUUACUGAGGGUCAUUUCAUAUUUCAUUGACACAGUGGUAACAUACAUGUGGUGUUGAUCUGGGACCCAAGGUUGCAUGUGUAGGAAGUAGUGUCUCAAAUGUAUGAAACUAUCACCUUAGUGUGAUGUUGAAUUCCAUCCCAGAUUGCCAUCUUCCACUAGGAAGUGUCAGGUUCACAUAAUCUUAGUGUCAAGGCUGCCUCAAGUCUUAGCUCACAAAAGACCAACGCCUCUGUCUUCUUAUAUACAAAAGUGUUUAUUGCAGUUCAUGGUUUGCUUGACAUCCUAGGCGCGCAGCCUUACGUCUUUUACGCUAGACCGCCGAAGUCCCCUCUGAGUCAGUUCCUCCCCUGCACCAAUUUAAGAGACUUGCGCUGCUCCACCUCUUUCUCUCCUUCCUUUUCCGCAGGGUCCUUCUGCCCACUGGGGUUUCGCCCCUCCUGGAUUCCUCUGAUGCGGAAUCCCCAGACUGCUCUUCCCCCCCUCCUGCGGGCUUUGGGACCUGGCCCCUCCUCCGGGCUCCCUGCACUUCCGCGCGCCUCUACAUUUGAACUAGGCGCGCGCGCCAAACCUCUAACUUUCCUUUUGACAGUUACACUACUCCCUUCACUGCUCCCCUCCUCUUCCGGGAGGGCGGCUUGCUCUGACCCCCUCCUUUCUCUGCUGCUGGAGCUGCUUCCUCUGACACACUGGAAACUCCACCCCUUCGCUGCACUCUGGUGGGGAGGCUGGUCCUGACGCCCAGCUGCCACUUUGGGAUCUUCCGCUAGCACCCUGCUCCUGACACUUCCCCUGGGGCUCCUGGCCUUGACCACCGGCGCCCCUUCUGGGAAUCCUCUGAUUCGCUGGAAAGACUCAUGGAAUCUCUUGAGUCAUUGUCAUCCUCUUCCUCGCUGGCUUGGAAUUCCUCCCCCUCGCUCUCCAUCUCCUGCCUACCCUGUGCCUCUCUCCCUGAACCCCUGACACUUAGUAACUACCGUAUUUUUCCAUGUAUAAGACGUCCCCUGUUUUUGAGGACUCAAAAUUAAGAAAACAGCCCUCAGCAUUACCCGUGUAUAAAAUGAGCUCCAAUUUCAAACCUAAUUUUUUGGUAAAAAAACCCUAGUCUUAUACACGGAAAAAUACGGUAUGUCCACGUCCUCCUCUAUGUAAGAAUGGUAGUUGAGGGUCAAACACAAUAUAUAGGAUAUCCAUGAUCAGAUCUCCCAACACUGUUUUUUAAAUAGCUUUAAAGUGGAUUGCCUAUUUUUAUUGGCGCAUGAGUUUAGGAAGAAGGAAUUUUUAACCCUUCUCUUUGCACAGUUUUCAAAACCUAAAAUGGUCUUGCUAGAAGAGAAAUAUAUAGAUACCUGUAUGUUUCCUCUAGUAGGGCUAAUAGCAGCUUGGGGGAAUUUAGUUUAGAAAAUACUGCAGAGGAAUAAACACUAUUUUCCUAGAGCCAGUACUCAGAUAAAAAUUGGAGCCCAUCAAAGCUGCAUUUAAGAAAAUGUUUGUGUGUUUUUAAAAAAGUGGUAGUCAGGAGAGCUAAUGUCCAAUUUCCUGCAUUAUGUCUGGCUCUGAUACAUUUUCAGCCAGAAAAGAUGGGAAAUAGGUUAGACCUUUAGACAAUAAACACCUGAACCUCACAACUGACAUGAAUUUUGAGUAAUUUUAUCCACUUAAUGUAUUUAAAGAGUGUGCAUACAGAGAAUGAUAUGGCAAGAAGCACUUUAAAAAUGUUUAUUAAAUAUGUACAAAAUACAGUGGUACCUCGGGUUACAGGCGCUUCAGGUUACAGGCGCUUCAGGUUACAGAUUCGGCUAUCCCAGAAAUAGUACCUUGGGUUAAGAACUUUGCUUCAGGAUGAGAACAGAAAUCGUAUGGCGGCAGUGCAGUGGCAGCGGGAGGCCCCAUUAGCUAAAGUGGUACCUCAGGUUAAGAAAAGUUUCAGGUUAAGAACGGACCUCCAGAAUGAAUUAAGUUCUUAACCCGAGGCACCACUGUGGUAAUAAUAUAAUGAGCACAGCUGUCAGAAUUCUGAUGAUAAGAGAUAUAUAAUUGCAUGCUUUAGUUUGUUGCAACCUUCCCCAACCCAGUGCCCUCCAGGUACUUUGGACUGCAACUACCAUACGCCCCAGCCCACAUGGUCAAUGAUCAGAGGCUAUGGGAGUGGUCCACAAUGGCUCAGUUCAUAUGUCAUGGCAUGCCACAAUUAACUGUGGAUUACUUUUACUACUGCUGCUGAUGGUCACUUUCCAAGCCCACUAACAAGUUGUUAGUUAGUACCUCAUAUAAGAAGAAGCUAACUGCAAAUAAUCAGAAAGAUGUGGGAUUUUUAAAAAAGACGUUUGAAUAUAAAUGGUUUCUUUUGCAAAUUGUGAAUGUUGCAUUUGCUAUUCAAAAUGGUGUGAGUUUUCAUAGUUUUUGGAAGUUUUUAAUUUACUUUUUUCUAUUCGUAUGCAGGUGUUUGCCUUUGAUUACUGCUUCUGGUCUAUGGAUGAAUCAAAUACUGCAAAAUAUGCAGGUAUGAUUUGUAAUUACUACAAGGCUUGACUGAUGAUUUAUAAAAUUCUACUUCCCUCCCCAUAUUUAAUGGAACCCAUAUUUUCCUGCUUUCUCUGUUUACAAAGUUAUUAAUUUUAUUGAGUUCUAAGUCCAUUGUGAUUUGGUUAUGUACUUGACAGAAAAUCCAUGGUUUUUGUUAGUGUUUUAGAACCUGUAGAUUAGGGUUGAUUAGUGCAACCUGGGUUGAUUAGUGCAUGUCUGAGUAUUCUUUCAAUGCGACACACCCUGUCCUUUCCUUGUAGUCAUCUUAAUUUUCUAAUUAUAUUUAUUCUAUUUGGUUUACCCACACUGAACUCAUGACUUUAGACAAUAAAGAAACAGCAGGAUGAAGCAACACUGAAGCCAUCCAGAUUGUGUUUGCUUCUACAUUUCCUUCUCAAUAGGACUGGGAAGGGAAAACUGACUAUUGUAGCAGAAAUAUUCAUUUAAAAUACAUCAAAGUUUCUGUUAAAAGCAGAUUACUUGAAAAAUUAAUUGGAUGGUAGAAAUACUGCAUCUGAAAUGCUUACUUCAAAGUGCUGACAAUACCUUUUUUUAGAAGCUGGCACUUUCUCCUUUAUUUCUUUAGACCCAUAUUUCAAAGCUAUCUUUCUCUUGUUGCUAGUUUUUGGAGGGAAAUCAAUUUUAGUUUUGUUAUAUAAUAAAAUGGUUUGGGCCUUGUAGUUUUUAUGUUUCAUGAAUGCACAAAUUAGUGCUGUUCAUUCACAAUGUUUAAAAAGAGUUUUAAGGAGACACAUUAGUAGCAUUAUUUAAUUUAAAAACAUAAUCCACUUUCUGUAUGCAUGUGAGAAAGAAAAUACUGGUUUAGACAGAGGGACAGUUAUCAAAACAGCACAAUUUUAUAUAUGUCAUAAGACUCACAAGUGGAACAAUAUUUUAGAAGCAGCUGUUCUGGCAGUGCUACAACAGAAUAAGGACAACCCAAUGCUGUCAAGCUCUCUUGAGACAAUACUGAUAAAAAUAGAGGGUUCGAUCCAGACUUUGAUGGUAAUCAGAAGCUUAUUUGUGGGGGAGUAAGUAUCAUUGAAUUUGGCAGCACUGAAUAAAGAUGGCCAGGGUUGCACUGUAAAUCAUGCUUAGAGUAGACAUAUUAACAUCAAUACUCAUCAUUACUAACUUUAGGUCCGUUGAAAUCAGUGGGACUUUUCUAAGCAUGACUUGUAUCUGGAUCCUAUCAAGUGAUUGCAACCUAUGUGAUUGGUACCAGUACACAUAUAUCCAAUACUCAACCAAAUGAUGAAUUUUAUGCCAGUGUGGAUGCAAUGGCUUCUAUCCAAUGCAGCACUAAGUAAGUGGUUUGCCGGUGCAAGGAUUUGUGGUUGUACAGCAGGACUUCCCCUCCCUCUCCUCCCCCAAUAUACCCCUUAAAUCUCUUCUGGGGCUUCAGCCCUUGGAGCAGACUUGGGGAGGAUGUGGGGUGUGCAUGGGGUAGGAGAAAGGGAAAGUCUCGUUGUGCAAGUGGGAAUUCUUGCACCGAUGAAACACUUAGUGAUGCAUUGGAUACAAGCCAAAAAUUGCGUAUCAAGUUGAUACAUUUGAUAUGGUUAGAAAAUCAUUGCGUUAAAAACUAGAUAUGGAUUUAGAUGUCAUAUUUAAGCAAUCUAAGCAAAGUUUUUCACAACUGCUUUAUUAUUCACUUUUUUAAUUGCUUGUGGUGAUAAAACUUAGUUUAUUUAAUUUUGAGGCUUUGGUUUCUCAAUUGUGUAUUAAAUUUUGUAGGUCAACAAGUCGUGUUCAAGUGCCUUGGUGAAGGGAUUCUUGAGAAGGCCUUUCAGGGGUAUAAUGCUUGCAUUUUUGCCUAUGGACAAACAGGUGAGAGGUUUUUACAAGUGGGGAUUUUUUAUUGUGCCUGGAGUGCCACUUAACUAAUGCAUUUCUUCAGCCCGAACCUCUCCUUGAGUGCAGUGUUGGACUUCUCCUUUGCCACAUAUAUUUUCUCUCUUGCAUCACAUCCCAGUCACUUCUCUCUUAAUACCUCUUAACUCAAAACCUAAUAGCACUCAUGACUGUCUUCCUAUGUUCAUCUACCUGAACUUAAUAGAGCGUACUCCUGAAUAAAUAUACUCAGGAUCUGGUUGUAGAUCUUUCUGACUUUGAGACAAAUGAUCAGUAAAUAGACAAAGCUUCAGAUCCUUAAUCUGAAAAAAUAAGCCUAAUUUCAUUAAGGAUAAUCUUGAACUGUGGGAUCAGUACUGUUCUAUACAGACAGGUUCUUAAUAACAACAUUGAAAUCUGAGACUAUACAGAUGCCAUCUCAAACCAUUAUGCUUUGGUUGUGUAUGCAUAAUCUAAUGAACUUAGUUCAGAAGAGGAGAGCACCAGUUAUUGUGCUAAGACAGUUGCAUGUUCAUUUUUGUACACUUGCAAAUAGUUCAGAGGAAUUGAGAGCUCUACUUGAAAUAUUCCUCUAAAGACUAUUAAAUAUAGCAAGACAUGCAUUUGAUGAAAAUUCACAAAGUUAAGUCAUGUGCAGACGACAAGGUGCCAGCUUUUUCUUUUACUUGUUUUGCAUAUGCUUUCCACAAAAGAAGCAUCUAUAUAUUUUCACAACAUAUUAAACUAAAUAACUUGACAUUCAUAAGGUGGACAGAUGAGGAUGAGAAAGCAAUCUUUACUGUCAUCAUCAUAUACUAAUAUACUAAUGCCAUUGUGAGUUGUCUUGUGUUUGUAGAGCUAGAGUCAAAAUUGCACCACCUGUGUACAAAAGAAGAGGCAUCAGCAUGCUCAGAGUAACCCUGAGGUUUGCAGAUAUGAAAAAAUGGCUUAGGAUAGUCCUGCAGUGUAGUUCAUAUUAUAUGCUGCAGUUCAGCCUCUAAGUAGUUUAUGGUGUUGUCUAGAGCAGUAGUUUCUGAUCUUUUCAGACCUGGGACCCGCCUUUAAUCCAAACAUGCAUUCGAGGACCCAUUUCUUAAUAUUUUGCCAUAAUAUUUUGCUGUGCUGAGAGAGCAGCUUCCAGCAGCCCUUAUACUGCAGGCCAUUGCUAAUUUUGUAGGCCAGAGGUGGGACUUCUUAACCUGCCCCUCACAAACCUCUUCCCAGGUCAAAUCCAGCACUUAGGCCAAACCAAAUACUUAAUUGCAUGGACAACCCUUAAUCGCAUGUUCCAUUGACUUAAAUGCAAACUGCCUUCACUUUUUGUAGGAAAUAAUUUGAAAAUGCAUGUAGAGCUUUUAUAAUACAUGUUUCUUUUCUAUAUUCUGUUUUAGGCUCUGGAAAAUCCUUCUCAAUGAUGGGCAAUGCGGAACAACUGGGUCUGAUCCCACGGCUCUGCUGCGCAUUGUUUCAAAGGAUCACUUCAGAAGAAAAUGAUUCACAUACUUUUAAAGUUGAAGUGUCCUAUAUGGAAAUCUAUAAUGAGAAGGUCAGAGAUUUACUGGACCCUAAAGGGUAAGGAACUUGUUUCCAAUGUUGAUCAACACAACAGGUUAGGAAUGAGAGUAUAUUUUGUGCACUGAGACCCAAACUAUACAUGAUUGCUUUAAAUGUGACUGUGCCUCAAAUGUGUGGGAAGGUUGUGAUUUAAAGGACCGGACGUUGUACUGAAGCCUUUUCUGACAACAGCAUUCCCACUUGCAGCCCUUUUCCUCCAGGAGUUCUCUCCCCACCAACAACCAGGCUCACUUCUGCUAUCUUAGCUCAGUAGAGAUAAAAAUGUUUGGAGGGGUCAGUUUUGGAAUUAAAAGUAGUGAGUGGGGGGAGGAAAGAGGAGAUUCAGCUCCCUUUAUCUGCAUGCUUCAAAUAGCACAUCACCACCCAUCAAGCAGACCCAGUCAGUCCCAUAAGGUUAUCAUCUGUCACUUCCAUGUGUAGUGUGAACUUGUCUGCCCUUACUAGAGAGAGCUAUAUUUACCAAAGUGAAAUGCCAACCAUCUAUGAUUGGUGGUUAUUAAGGAACCUGGUUUUCAGAAUUUACUUCAUGGAGUGUGAACAAAAUGAGCUAUGGGAGUGACUUUUACUGCUCCGUGGCUAUUAUGGUAACUGGGUAUCUGUACAAUAUCAGAAAUGAAUAAGAGGACAUGGUGUGUGUGGGUUGUUUUUUUGGGGGGGGGGGGAGUCUGUCAUUGUCCUGUGUAUUAAAGUUUGGGGCUUAUGAGCUAGAUAAAAUGUGAGUAAGAAGAGACAUAAUAGAGGUAUAUAAAAUUAUGCAUGAUGUGGAAAAUGUGCAUAGAGAAAAGUUUUUCUCCCUUUCUCAUGAUACUAAAGGUUGGCAUCAAAUGAAGCUGAAAGCAAACAAAAUAAAGUAUUUCUUGAACAAACAUACUUUAACUAUGGAAUUCACUUCCACAAGAAGUGUGGGAAUAGUGCAAGACUCAGCGAAUCCAUAUUUUCUGUUAGGGGAGAUUUAAGAAUAUGAUUGUAAUUUAAUAAUAGGUAGGUUUAGAAGUGAUUAUUGAUAUUAUUAUAUUAUUUUAAGGUUCAUAAUAUUAUUAAGUAGUUAUAGUUAUGAAAACUAGUAAAAUUGAUAUAUUAAAUUGCAAUUUAAAUUUCAAAAUUAAUUAUAAAUAGAAAAUUGUUUAAAACAGCAAUAGCACAUUCAGGGGAAAAAAAUCAAACCCAAAACAGAUACCAAUUGGGAUAAAGAUUUAAAGACUUAUUGAAAGAAGAAUGUCUUUAGUAAGCACCAAAAAGGAAAUAGAGAAGACACCUCUCUGGUAUUCAAUGAAAGGAGGUUCCAAAGUGUAGGAGCUGCCUCACCAAAAGUUGAUUCUGACAUCCUGAAAUCAACCUUCUGUUGAUCUUGUAGAUCAUACCUACAAUAUGCCAUCUCCUGAAGAAUGAUUGGUAGGGUAUGUAGGGAAUGAGGUAAUCUUUUAAAUAGCUUGGUCUCAAGAUGUUUGUAUCAGCACCUUCAACCAAGCCCAGUAGCUAAUUGGCAACCAGUGCAAUUCUUUCAGUAGUGCUGCAGUGUGAUGGUGUGUUUCCAUCCCAGUGAGCUCCUAUAUUUUAAACUAACUAUGGCUUCUGGGUCAAGGGCAGCCCCACAUAGAGUGCUUUUCAGUAAUCCAGUCUGGAGUUUAUCAAUGCAUGGAUUAUGUUAGUUGGGCUAUCCUGAUCCAGAAUAGCUGUAGCUGUCUUACCAACUGAAGCUGGUAAAGGGCCUUCCUAGCCAUUUAGGUAAUUUGGACUCUUAGUGACAGAGAUGGGCCCAGGAGCACCCUCAGACUAUGAACUUGUACUUUCAGGGGGAGUAUUACCCCAGCCUUGGAUAAUUGUAUGCCAGUUGUUGGAAAUCACAAGCGGGGAGAGUGCUGUUGAGUUCAGGUUCUGCUUUUGGGUUUCCCAUAGGUUUCUGAUGUGCCACUGUGAGGACAGAUUGCUGGAUUAUAUGGGUCCUACAGCAGGCUGUUUUUAAAUCUUUUCAUGUUGAGGCUAUGAAGGUGAGGGCAAGUUUGAGGUUAAAACAAGUUAUAGGGAGAAAAAUAUCAAAAGUCUUUUUAUAAUGUUCUUAAAAAUUAUUUGAUUAAAUAAUUAUCUUGGUAAUUACCCUUGACAUUUCAAGCAGAUUAGCUUUUUUAGAAGUUGGUUGGUAAAAUUUAGACAGUCCAUUUUUUCUUUCAAAGGAGUCGACAGUCCCUCAAAGUUCGUGAGCACAAAGUUUUGGGCCCAUAUGUAGAUGGUUUGUCUCAACUCGCUGUUACUAGUUUUGAGGUAGGUAAAAGCCAAAUAUCUAAUGAUAUUAAUAGUAUUCCUAGGGUAUGGUGGGGCAGGGAGCUUAUACAGCAGCCAUGGCACACUGCUUCGUUACAGGCUGUGAGCACUGUGAGCUGAGAAAAGAAACACAUGCAUAUACAAUUUAUAUGAUGAAAACAAUUUGUCUUACCCAAAAUAGAAUAAAUACAUAAGUAAAUAUUAAAGAUUGGUUGAAGAAAAAGCACAGGUGGCAUAGAAAUACAUUUUAAAGGAGAGACAUUGUGUAUAUUCGGGGCUGAUGAGUAUUUUAAAGUAAAAAAAGAACUUUCUAAAGAAAUUACAUUAUAUUAAUCAGCUGAAGAUAAAUUAAGGCACCUUCUAUUUUCUAAACUGUUUGUGGGUGGGGUAAGCCUGUGAUUAGGAUGAUGUAAUUGUCUCUGGGCUUUAUAUGGAGAAGGUAGUGAUACUAGGUGAAUCAACUCUUUGAGCUAGUGGAAAUGUUGUGAAUGGAAAGAAUAAAUUCUUUGUUUCAUCCAUUGUUUUCAUUAUGCUUCAGGAUAUUGAAUCAUUGAUGUCAGAGGGAAACAAGUCCCGAACAGUUGCAGCAACCAACAUGAAUGAGGAAAGCAGCCGCUCCCAUGCUGUAUUUAAUAUUAUAGUAACUCAGACCCUUUAUGACCUGCAGUCUGGCGUAAGUGAAUCGAGUUUAAGGGCCUUUGGAAAUUUUAUUGUGUGACUAAUGUGAUUCUAAGUAUGUGAACUUGUAAAUUCCUCCCCGCUGAUUUCAGGGACACCCCAGUCCCAGACACAUGUGUUUUAAAAUAGCGAUGUCAGAUUAACAGUGCAGAAGAAUGUUAAUGGAAAUUUACUGAAAAUGGUUAAGUCCCAAAUUAAAAUCUAUGAUACACAUAGGAGUAGUAUUCCUUAAUCUGAAAUGAGAAGAUAACAUGAUGGUGGAUGAUCUAAGAUGCCAUGCAAAGCAGAUUCCAGCAAAGAGCGCAUGAAAUUUCAAAUGUCAUUUGUAGACACACAUUACUAUUAGACACUGUAUUUGUUAUUCUUCUACAGAUUAUAGAGGUUUGUAAAAAUCCAGUACAGCACUUCCUGUGUUGCUUUGGUUUGAUGUGUCUUCAUGGUAAUGAAGACAUGGGAAUGGGCAGGUACAAACCAGCCACCAGAAACCUUAUGGAAGUAGUUCAUCAAGACAUGACAGUCAAUAUAUAUCAGAUUGCCCCACCUUAUGUAUUGGGGCAGGGAGAGAAAUGUAAUUUGGUCAAUAAAGGUAUUGGAACAGAACACGACCAGAGAUCUGUUGCUUGGUAACCAGAUUUAGGAUUGGUUCCAGCAAGUCAGAAAAUUUAACAUCCUCUAUUAGGGACUGAUAUCGACUGCUACUUGAGGGAUCCUUAGAAGAAGAGUAUGUAAUACAGAACUCUCCAAAUAAAUUUCAUCAGAAUGGACACAUUGAUCAUUUGUGUGGAAGUGUCCUUGUGAAACUUUUCAUACACAUGGUAUGUGUAUGAAAGAUGGAGAUGUCUAGGCUACGUAGAAGGACAGAGAUGCUAUAUAUAGAUCCCAAACCUCCAAAAAGGUUUCUACCAACUUUAUCAUGCCUGCACAUGAAUCUGCAUGAAUACACAAUGAGUAACUUUUACAAAUGUGUUAGACCCCUUUUUCUUGGAAAAUGUGGAAUGGGAAGGGGAAUGAAAUAGCAUGCAUCUUUAUUAUAACUGUCUGGUGUUUUUUCAGCUUUUCCCUUACAGGGAAUUGUGAUGCCAAUAUGGUGUAUAUAAUUAAAUGUAAAUUGGGCCCAGUUAUUAUUAGUAUUUACAAAGAUUUGCUGCUGUUAAUUCUAAAGAUGUCUGUACUAAACAGUAAUGUGAAAGUGACUUAAAAAUAUCGCAGCAACUGCCUCUUGCUGUUGUUCAAGUUUGUUUGCCUGUAUUUUAUGGUUUCUUGCACUGUGUGAAUUCAUAGUAAGCUAUUAAAAAGAUUGAUUUGUUUUUGUAUGUUUGUGUUUUGCUUAGAACUCUGGAGAGAAAGUGAGCAAAGUCAGCCUGGUAGAUUUGGCUGGUAGUGAAAGAGUAUCUAAAACAGGAGCAGCAGGAGAACGUCUGAAGGAAGGCAGCAAUAUAAACAAGUAAGGGCAUGAGUGAAUUUAAAUUAUCCAAAUAAACAUUCAGUUUAGCUGUACUCAUCAGAAGGCCCUUUAAAUCAAGCUUCUUAUCAGACUACAUUCAAAUAGCAUUCAAAAUUCUGAAUGUUACAUUAGGUUUACUUUUCUGCAAUUUUUUUUCCAUUUAUGAUCUAGGCAUGUGACUAAUGUGAAAUCUUUAACCUGAAGUGACAGCAGCAUUUUAUAGAAUGAAAAGAUGCUUGCACAUUGUAAUUUCUUCACACCCAUUUCCCCAAGCAGUUGUGGAUAUUGCAUUAAACAGCAACUAAGUAAGAGUAGGGUUUUAAUGGUUGCAGAGUUCUCAGUAAACUUGUUGCUUUCCUUAAACACUUCAGUGUAUUGGUCUUAACUAGUUAAGGAGCAUCUCCACCCACAUCGUUCAGCCUGGACACUGAGGUCCAACUCCAAGGGCGUUCUGGCAGUUCCCUCUUUGCAAGAAGUGAAAUUACAGGGAACCAGGCAGAAGGCCUUUUCAGUUGUUGCACCCACCCUGUGAAAUGCCCUCACAGCCGAUGUCAAAGAGUUAAAAGAACUAUAUAAAUUUCCAUAGACUUCUGAAGGCAGCCCUGUUUCAGGAAGCUUUUAAUGUUUGAUUUAUUUUUAUUUUCCUGCGGGAAGCCGCUCAGAGUGACUGGGGAAACCUAGUCAGAUGGGCAGGGUAUAAUAUAUAUUAUAUCAUCAUCAUCAUCAUCAUCAUGCAACAAGUAGUUACAGUGACUCCCAAAUAAGAAUUCUAAAAGCUGCUUCAUUUGUUUGCAGUAAAUUUGCUUUUGCUAUCCAUCUAUUUUCUUAAUAAACAAAUGGCAGAUAAUUAACUCUUAUUUACAUAGCUUCAUAGUCGGAGGUGCUCUUUCCUUCUGAAAAUUGAAUACGCUUUUUCCUAUUCUUGCACUGUUUGCUUGCUUGUGUUUUUGACUGUAGUGCUACAAAGCACUCUUUAAUACUGUUGGUGCUCAUUUUGACCUGUAUGCAACACCUUUUAGUGUUUAGCUCCAUAGGCUUUACAGAGCAGUUUUAUUCUUCUACAGAUUUCUAUUACUCUUGAAAUCCUUUUUAACUUUUCACAAGUUCUAGAAUUUAUUACACUCCACAGAAGCUACUUUUUUUUUUUUGCAAGAUUAAAUUUCAUUGCAGCUUUUGACAAAUUGUAUGUUACAUGUUCUAGCUGAUAACAAUUUGCUGCUCUCCUAGGUCACUCUCAACACUAGGUUUGGUUAUCUCAUCACUUGCAGACCAAGCAGCAGGAAAGGGGAAAAACAAAUUUGUGCCUUACAGAGACUCUGUACUCACCUGGCUUCUCAAGGUAAGACAUGGCACUGUAUCAUUCUCAGUGGAACUGUCAUGGACUGAUAUGCUAUCUUGCACACCAGUGUGCAAACUUUUUUGACUAAUUAAGAAAUAUUCCAGAUGCAACCUCUUCCUGGUAUGAUACAUGCUUUUUCUUGCUAUAUUAACCUUUUGACACAACUGUUUACUUGCCAUUCUGAUUUUUGCAUGAUACUUUGUAAUGCUGAGAGCUAAAUAUCCAAUGUGUUGUAGGUCAGAUGCGGUUGAAAGCAAUGCACCUUGAUUUUAAAAGUGUGCAUUAUAUUCAACUAAAUCAUUAUGUGAAUGGAAUGACUUUUGCCCAUGCAACAGAACUUCCCUUUCCUCUCCAUCCCCCAUGUGCUCUCUGUUUCACCACUAGAUCUGCUCUGGAGAGUUGGGGAAGGGGGAGGGGAAGUUUCCUUGUGCAAGUGAAAGUUGUUCUGCUUGUGCAAUGACUUCAGUGAGUGCAAACCUUUGUAUGCUAAAUGUAUUGAAAUUGUGCAUUUAGAGAAGGGGUAUAUUUUCAAAUUGCUUCACGUAUUUAUGAAUUCCUUAAUAUACUCUUUAGGACAACUUGGGAGGAAACAGCCAAACAGCUAUGAUAGCUACAAUUAGUCCAGCAGCUGAUAAUUAUGAAGAAACGCUCUCCACACUGAGAUAUGCAGACAGAGCUAAAAGGAUAGUUAAUCAUGCUAUAGUAAACGAAGAUCCAAAUGCCAGGGUCAUCCGAGAACUACGUGAAGAAGUAGAGAAACUAAAAGAACAACUUUCUCAGGCAGAGGUAAAUUUAUGGUAAUAUUACUGGUGGGAUUCAGUGAGUUGUCUUUUUUAUUAGUUCCAUACACAUUUUACAAAGCGGGGGGGAUGUUAAUGUUUUUGAAUUGGCUAUAAAAUUUGUAUCACAAGAGGAUUUAUUUGAAGAUGAAUUGAUGAUCUGAAUUUCUUGUGGGAAGGGGGAAAUCCAAAUGGUGAGCACAAUUAAACAUAAUGAAAGAGUAGUUUGGGGUUCUAAGUAUUUGCACCCAUGUAUGUGAUUCUGUUCACAACCCAAUUUGUUUGACUAGCAGAACAGGAUUAAAAUUUGUCAUGGAUAAAUUGGGAAUUAUAAAAUGUUUGUAAUUGUCAUAUUUUGGCUAUGAAGGCUAUGAAGGCACCAGAGUUAAAGGAAAAAUUGGAGGAAUCUGAGAAACUAAUAAAAGAACUGACUGUCACUUGGGAGGAGAAGUUAAGAAAAACAGAAGAAAUUGCACAGGUAUUCUUUUCAGUAUUCUUUCUGCUAAAUGCUUAAUUAGUGUAAGUUUGCAUUACAGUACUUAGCCUGAGACCUGCAAAUAUAGGGCCAUUAUAAAUUCAAUAAAUAAUAAUAAGAUAAUAGUCUAUGGAACAGAGAUGGACAAGUUUUAUAUUUCCAAAAGCGAUCUGGCUGUCAACAUACUGUUUCCUGAAAAUCUGUGGCUCUUGCCAUUCACCUGGAUUUUAUGUAUUUAAAAUAUUUCUUUACUGUCCUUCAUUAAAAUAGUCCACUAUAGUUUACAAUAGUGUGAAUAAAACUAGGCAACAAACCAACAAAUAUGUAUGGUGACAUGCAACAAGACAAGAUGCAAAUUAAAAACUUGGAAAAGUAAAGAAAAUUCCAAAAAAUAUAAAAUUUAAGAAAAUCCUGCGGAAGUAGGUUAAUUAACACAGUUUAUAUUGAUGUCACACAAUGCUAGCAUACUUGCUGUGGUUGCAUAGGCUUUACUUAGGUAUUAAAUAAAGCUGCUCAUUCUGUAGAUGGCUACAAAAAUAACAGCUGGAUUAAAACCUACAGUCACAGUAGGCAGCUACCCAAACAUUCUCUGUUACAGCAAAUAAUUGUCACAGUUCACAUGUCACUGUAUUGCUAUGAGCAUGCUCACUUGAAGCAAGGCUAAGGAGCUUUAAAGUUGAGGGCCAGGUAUUAAUAUGGCUUAGUUUGGCCUAAAUGAGUGGUGUUUCAGUGUAUUUUUGUAUUCCUUCAUGUUUCAUCAGCAAAUUUUGCAAGAGAAUAUGAAGUAAGGCAAGUAAUUGUGUCCUGUGUGAGGUAGCACUUCCUUUUAUCCUGGGUUCUAGUAUUAUAUGAGAGGGAGAGAACUUUUCCGUAGUCACCUUCUCCACCCCAUUAGCGUAUAUGUGAAGUUAGGAUUUUUCAUAAUUGCUCACAUUGGAAUUCAUAAUGCCCAUUUGCUCAGUUGGAAGAGAUCCUUUUGGAGCUCCUUGCAGUCCCCUUUCGUUUUUACCACUGGUGUCAUCAGAAAACUUGGCCACCUCAUUGCUAACUCCAGAUCCUUUUGGAUUAAGUUAACAAGCACUGAUUUCCAUAAAGGUCUGUGAAGGAACCCACUGCUUACUUAGCACCACUGCAACAACUGUCCAUUAAUUCCUGCUCUGUGGACCAUUCUCUUAUCUCAUGACUGUUAUGUUUCCUCCGGCCAGAAUCUAGUUGUAUGUUCAUUGGUACUUCUGUUGUUCUAAGUUAUUUUGUUGUAGGUUAUUGUGAAGGAAAGUGAAAAAACAGCAAAGAUUAGAAGAAUUAGUUUACAUUCUAAAUGUAUAUUUUAAAAAUAUUUUUAUUGCCGCAUGUUGUCCAACCCACAGUUUAUAAGAAUGUUAUAAAUUGUAAUAAUAUGUUUCAUUGUUUUAAAAGGCACUGAUAGGACUGUAUGCAUGACUUCACUAGUCUGUUUCAUUGACUGAUGAUCAAGAGUCAUAAUAGAUGAAAGGCUUAGUGGAUAGUGUUGCUCAUAGUUGUGCAACCUCUUUUGUUAUCUGUUCUAGACCUAUUAUUUUAGCUGGGUGCAGAUUAAUGGUAACUCCGUUUUUAUUUCCAAUGGUACCCUUUCACAUGAGGAAGGCUGCUUCUGCUCACAGAAGAGUUUGUUUUAUGCCUCAGAGUUGAGCAGUUUGUGAGAAAGGUGAUUCUAAAUCCAAAUAGGUUUUUCCCCUUGUACCACCUUUUGGAAAAGUGGAAGCAUGGAAACUGAUAUGGAACCUACCUAUUAUAGUGCUAUAUGAAUUCUUGUGUAAAGAUUUGUAGAGCAGUGUCAGCAGCUGUUAUUCUUUUGCCCGUGAUUAUGUCUCAAGUCAUAAUAUUUAGGUUUAUUGGCACUUAGAUCUGAUGAAUUAAUUUUUUUCCUGUGUAUUUUACAGGAGAGACAAAGACAGCUAGAGAGUAUGGGCAUUUCCCUUGAAACUUCUGGCAUCAAGGUUGGGGAAGAUAAGUGCUACCUGGUGAAUCUAAAUGCAGAUCCUGCACUCAAUGAAUUAUUGGUUUACUAUUUAAAGGUAAAAAGGCAUUAAAUUCCGUAAUGUUUUGGAGCUUCCCUUGAAAUAUUGUGCUACAUUUGAAUUUGUGGGAACUAUAUCUACAUUAGGGAUGCGGGUGGUGCUGUGGUCUAAACCACUGAGCCUAGGGCUUGCCGAUCGGAAGGUCAACGGUUCGAAUCCCCGUGACGGGGUGAACUUCCGUUACUCAGUUCCAGCUCCUGCCAACCUAGCAGUUCGAAAGCACACCAAAUAGUGCAAGUAGAUAAAUAGGUACCGCUCCGGCGGGAAGGUAAAUGGCGUUUCUGUGCGCUGCUCUGGUUUCGCCAGAAGCGGCUUAGUCAUGCUGGCCACAUGACCCAGAAAAACUGUCUGCAGACAAACGUUGGCUCCCUCGGCCAGUAAAGCGAGAUGAGUGCCGCAACCCCACAGUCGUUCAUGACUGGACUUAACUGUCAGGGGUCCUUUACCUUUACCUCUUUAUAUCUACAUUGGUUCUUAAGGUGUGGGACUGAAACUUCCUUACUUUUUUUUAAUAAAAAAACUUUUCAGUCAGUACUUUAUUUGCAAAAACUAAAGGACAUUGCAGAAAAUCUGUUGCUCCUUCCAUUCUUUAACCUGAUCAUUCACUAUGAUUUCUCUCAGUUUAACCCUUCCUUGUAAGUGGUCAAAAAGGCUAAUAUGAAUUCGUGUGUAAGCAUUUGCUCUUACUUCUAAUGCUCUUACUUCUAAGGCUUUAUCAUAAUUUUGGUCCAGGAAGGAGAAAUUUAGAUUCUGUGUAAGCUUCUGCUGUUUGUUAUGCACAUAGUCCAUACUGCUGUGAAUUUAAUUUUGAAAAUCAGUUCAUAUAUCUCAGCAAAAAAAUAAAAUGAUGAGAUAGUUUGCUGUAUGUAUUCAGUUUAUUAAUAGGCAUACUAAUAAAUGUGUAUAAAGAUAGCUUUUUCAUUCAGUGACCUCUAUCUCUUAAGAUUCAAGCCAAGUUUUUCUUUCUCGUGUAUAGUACUGAUUCAGGUUUUUUGUUAUAGUUAAAUUGGAUUGCUAUCAGUAAAUUUCAGAUGGGUAAUUAUUGUAAUAAUUAAACCUAGCUCUUUUAUCUUUGUUCUUAGGAACCUAUUUUCUUAGAUCUAUAUAAUAAAUGCAAUCAAAUGUUUCUAAUGUUAUAAGCAGAAAUUACUGUGAACAAUUAAGCUGUGAAAAUAUUCCUAGUUUGCAAAGGCAAUUGGUUAAUCCCAUGUACAGCAUUAUGUCUCAAUCUUUGUAUAAUAAUUAAGUGUGAGCAUAUAUUUCUGUGAGAUCAGUUUUAGAGAGUUUGUACAGGGGCCUUGUUACCUCUGCCAGGCUAGCAAUAGUUUCACUGUGUAAUGAAUAUGGCCAUGGGAUUCCAGGGUGGAUUGCACAUACAGUGGUGCCUCGCAAGACGAAAUUAAUCCGUUCCACGAGAGUCUUCGUCUAGCGGUUUUUUCGUCUUGCGAAGCAAGCCCAUUGACGGAUUAGCGCUAUUAGCGCUAUUAGCGGUUUAGCGGCUAUUAAAGGCUUAAAGGCUUAGGGGAUUAGCUGCUAAAAGGCUAUUAAAGGCUAUUAAAGGCUUAGCAGAUUAGAUAAAGGGGGAAAGCGAAAAAAAUCUCAAGACUCGCAAGAUAUUUUCGUCUUGCGAAGCAAGCCCAUAGGGGAAUUCGUCCUGCGAAGCAACUUCAAAACGGAAAACCCUUUCGUCUAGCGGUUUUUCCGUCUUGCGAGGCAUUCGUCUUGCGGGGCACCACUGUACUUUGUGAUGAAUAAGUAUGUGCCUAUGUCAAUAGAAGCAGCAGAUUUAUUUUCAUUAUAAUUGUCUUCACCAGGAUCAUACUAGGGUUGGUGCAGAUACUUCUCAGGAUAUACAGCUAUUUGGGAUAGGGAUCCAACCAGAGCAUUGCGAGAUAGACAUUGCACCAGAUGGGGAAGUUUCUCUCUCACCAAAAGAAAAUGCAAGGUAAGAGAAAUGCAAAAUCAGUUUCGGCCUACAAAAAAGUGUGGCAUUCAUGUUUGUAGAGAAAUUUAUGGAAAAGCACCCUGAUAAGAAAAGAGGAAAACUUCACAUACAGUGAUACCUCGGGUUAAGUACUUAAUUUGUUCCGGAGGUUCGUACUUAACCUGAAACUGUUCUUAACCUGAAGCACCACUUUAGCUAAUGGGGCCUCCUGCUGCUGCCGCUGCCAGAGCACGAUAUCUGUUCUCAUCCUGAAGCAAAGUUCUUAACCUGAAGCACUAUUUCUGGGUUAGCGGAGUCUGUAACCUGAAGCGUAUGUAACCCGAGGUACCACUGUAUUUAGUUUUGAUACCGUCAUAAUGAUAAGAGCAAUAAAAUAAGUGCUUGUGCUGUUCUUGAUGCAUAAGCAUACCGGGAGAGAUGCUUCUCAUAUCAUAUGAGAACUGAACUGCUCAGACCUUUCUUUGAAAUAUGGAGCAGUACAUAAAUUACCUUAAUAAUAUAACAACAAUAAAAGGUAAAACAAAGCUAUGUCCCAGAAUAUAAUCUUUCUAGAUGUUUGACUUUGGAAAUAUUUGAGCAGUGCCAAAAAAGAAUGCUAAGAAAAAACAAAUGGUAAAUGUAGAGGUGAACCACAACAAAAUCAGUUUAAAGGAGUUUCCAUAACUUCUUGAUGCCAGUACUAGCAACAUGAUAAGUGAAACAGAUAUCCUGUAAUCAUGAUUGCAUACACCAAUUAUUAAUAAUCCAAAUUUGUGGAGAACCUAAGAGUAAGUUUUUUGAAUACUAGUAAGGGAGAGGAUUCCCACCAAUAUCACCAUGUCCAAAUAAAAUCUAAAUCUCUUUGAAGACAUGAUGCCAGCUUUAAGGACAAAUUAGGAAUGUAAAUGUAUAGAAAUAAGCACAGUGUAUUCUACAUAAGCUUUAUUUAUACUUUUUGCAUGGUAUACCUUAGUGUGUUAUACUCCAGUGCUGUAGCCAUAAGAGAACAAAAUUCCAAACAGAUGGUGUUCUGUGUUGUUAUGAUAGAAUUACAUUGCUAGGAGUUAGUCAUUUUGACUGGCAAGAACAAAGAAGCAUGUCACUGGAAAAAAUUUAUAACUAAAUAGGCUUUGUUUAAUUUGUGCUUCAUCCAAAAUGCCUUAAUAGGCGCAAACCUUGUUACCAAAGUUACAACUGACAGUACAUUGAAUCAUUUCAUUGCUGAUUCUCAUGGAGAUUGAAAGUAACUUCUUUGUGAUAUGGAGAUGAAUUAAAAUACUGUUUCACUUUUAUUCACCACACUUGGAACCCAGAGAUUUUUUUCAGCAGUGAAAGAAAUAGAAGACAGCUGUUUUAAACGCUACCUUUCUAACAAAAUUAGGUGCACAAUUGAUUAAUAUCCCUGUUUCUGCAUGCCUAAAUUUAAGGGCAGUGAAAAUGUAUACAAAGCUGCCUCUCUAACGUUUCCUCUAAGGUCUGCACCAAAAAUGUGUUCUUUGUGCUGUGGCUAAUGUGAAAUAAACUUCUUUUAAUCAGAGUAACCUAGUUUUGGAAGAUUGUUUUUUAAACUCUGGGAGCAACAUAUGUACAAGUCUCAUUAAGGAGGUUUUAACUGGGUUUGUGCAGACUGCUUACGGUAAACAGCCUGUGACCCAAUUACUUAAACGUAUAUGCUGCAUGUUGUAUUGCUAAAACCAAGCCACUGUCUGUCCUGUAUACAAUAAAGAGGUGCAGCAGCAGCAAUAAUAAUUUGUCAGUAGAGAUCAGGCUCUUGUUACAGCCUUGAUGACUUUUAUUUCACACAUUUUAUGCAUGUUUAGGGGUUUCUGUUGGUAGGCCUUUGUGGUGCUGAAUCAAGAGAAAACACUUCUUCAUUCUUCUCGACGUUAAAUGAAUAAGUAAUUCAUCCAAAAGUAGAGAGCUGCAUCCGUAUUGGAAGAGUUUUUUAAAAACAUGUUUUAAUUGUUUUAUUGUUUCUGUGUUUGUCACCCUGAGCACCUUUGAGAGGAAGGAUGGGAUACAAAUUAAAUAAUCUAUUGACACUUUUAUCUGAGAGCUAGGAACACGCAGGCUGGAAAAAAGAGAGCACAUGUCUAUUGGAGUAUCUGCAACACCCAGUAAGACUCAUAAGGCAAUUACUUCUUUGGGACACUCUGCGUAAUCAAGUAAUGCAAACUGUAACUGUCGGAGCUCAGUAUGUAGGCUUUUCACUACCUGGUUUGUUUAGUGCACAUCAUCAGGUUGGAAUGGAAAAUUGUAAAGGGCCAUUUUCCUAUCCAUAAAACUUCUCAUGCCUCUUCAGAGAAGCACACCUCACACUUUGAGAACCGUAGAAAUGAGAGGCUAUGAAGAAAGCACAUGUAUUUGCAUAUAUACACAUACACAUAUAUGUGUAUAUUUCUGCUUGCCCCUUCUCACAAGUAUUUGUAUGUGCCUUGGUUGAGCCCAGAAACAAAAAACCCAUCUUGCUUCUCCUGAUGUGUUUCAUGUGAGUAAGAAUAUAUUUUAUAACAUGGUUCCUGGCAGCUAGGUGAUACACACUCUUCACUGUCCCUGCUGGACCAAAGAGCAAGAGUGACCCGUGGGUAGGAGAGAAUUUGUCCCCUUCUGCAUCUCUGUCUUAUGUAACAAUUCCCGUGGACCAGAGUGAGUAAUGGUUUGUGACUACCGGGAAUUGCUAUUGGAGAACUCAGAUUUUAAAGGAUAAUUUCAGUCUUUUCAAUCUUGUGCUUUGCUUUCAGAUCCUGUGUAAAUGGCACGUUGGUGUGUUCUGUGACACAGUUGUGGCAUGGAGAUAGAAUCUUAUGGGGAAACAACCACUUCUUUAGGUAAUCUCUCUCUCCCCCCCCCUCUUUAUUUACAGAGCUAUGUCCAAAUAUUAUUAGUGAAGAAUCUUGCUUCUAAAGAAUGAUGCUAAAUAGAUGAACUUCUUUGUUACAGCUCAGACUUCUAUAGUGUUAGUUUUUGGGCAACUAGUCUGUUUAGGUUUCCAUCUAGUCCACACAGUAUCUUCUAAGAUAAUAUUUCUCCUGUUAUGAUACUCUGUUGAAUAGAGCUUGAAUUUGUGAGCAUAUUUUCAUAAAACUGAAAUCAAUCCAGUCUUAAAUACCGAUCACUUGCUUUAGAGCAAGUACCAGGAGCUAUGCAUCCUGACAUGAACAGCCUUGAAGGGAAGAUGGAAGCAAAUUGGCUUGCAUUGUGUUUGGCAAAUACUACAUUGUAGUGUAGAAAUUUGUUGCUUUUAAGUCGUUGUUAUAUGUACCCUUGUACAUGGGGAGAACAAUGUCUCAGUAAAAAAAUAAAUCUAUUGUGACUCAUUGUUAGUUGUGGGAUAACCUAACUACAGUUGCUCUGGCAACCUCUAGGCUAGAUUACUGCAACACAUUAUACUUAGGGCUGCCUCUGAAUAGGGUUUGGAAGCUUCAGCUGGUAGAGAAUUUGGUGGCCAGGUUGCUGACUGGGGCAAGAUGGUUUGAGCAUAUUACACUGAUCCUCACCCAACUGGCUCCCAGUUAGUUUCUGGGCCCAAUCCAAAGUGCUGGUUUUGACCUAUAAAGCCUUGAGCUGCUCAUAAUUGCAAUAUGAACCAACCUGGACCCUGCGAUACUCAUGUGAGGCCCUUCUUCAUGUGCCUCCUCCACGAGAGGUCUGGAGGGUGGCAACACAAGAACAGGCCUUUUCUGCAGUGGUUCCCUGUUUGUGGAACGCAAUUUCUCCAGGGAGGUUCAAAUGGCAUCUUCAUUCUACACUUUUAGGUGCUAGGUGAAAACGUUCCUCUUCAACCAGGCCUUUGGCUGACUAACAUCCUAUAUCCUUUUAAAUGUGUUUUGCAGGAGGUUAUUGUUUUGUUUUGUCUUUGUUCUUGUUUUUCUUAUAUAUUUUGUGUUUUUAUCUUGUAUUUAUAUGCUGUGAGCUGUCAUGAGAUCUAUGGACGGUAUACAAAUUUAAUAAAUAAAUAAAAUAUAUAUGUUACUGUACCUUUAAGGUGAAUAGAAUCUUAAGAGCAAGACUUGUCAGUUGGCUUUGUCUGUUAGAGAAGGUUAAGAUUAAAUUCAGUGAAGGUUGUACAUAUUUGUCUCCUUCCUUAUUAAUCUGCAGUCAACACUGUAGCUUCCUUUGUUUUGGAACAACCUGCAGCAUGCCUUUCCUCCCUGCUCAUGGGUUGUUAAGUGUAGAAAGAUCUUAUCCACAGAAUCCAGCAUUUUAAAAAUGGAUUUACCAAGGUAUUUCAUAACUACUUUCUCAACUUUUUAACAGAAUCAAUCUGCCUAAGAGAAAGCGAAGAGAUUGGUUGAAAGACUCUGAAAAAGAGCAGCAGUUAGCAGAACAUGAUCUAGAUGCAGCCAGCGAAGCUUCUUCGGAACCAGACUAUAACUAUGAGUUUGCACAAAUGGAAGUCAUAAUGAAAACACUGAAUAGCAAUGGUAAGAAGCUGGUGCUCAGCAUCACUGAAAAUAUCAGACUGGAGCGCAUAAAUUUCAAGGUCCUGGCAAUAGAUAGGUUCUUUAAUCUGUUCCCUUGUCCUGGUGGUUGUAAAUAAGGAAUGGAUAAUUUUGUUGUGUUCAAUAACUGUUGUGACUUUCUGGGAAUAGAGACUGUGGAGGAGUAAAUCAUGUAUGACCAACUGAUCCCAAUUAUAUUUACUAGGAAGUAAGUGGAUUUUUAGGGGAUUUACCUCAUGCUCAUCUUCCUUUUCUUAUAUAGACCCUGCAGUAGAAAAUGGUACUUUGGAACUUUUGUCUCUCACCCUCUGUUUCACCUUCUGAUCACUGUGACUGUAGAACUGUGUCCACAAAGUGGAAUUAUUAACAAUGUAGAUAAUGAAUUUUAAGAUAUGUUGGUGCUUUCCUUAUCUAGAUCCAGUACAAAAUGUGGUCCAGGUCUUGGAGAAACAAUACUUGGAAGAAAAGCGUAGCGCUUUGGAAGAGCAGAGGAUGAUGUAUGAACGUGAGCUGGAGCAACUCCGACAGCAGCUUUCUCCGGAAAGACGGUAUCAGCAUUCUAGUGACAGGCUUUCAGAAGCUGCCCAGACAGCUCAGCAGAAAGUGAACCUCUGGUCAGAAGAGAGGUGAGAGCAUUGAUAUUAAAACCAUAAGUAACUAUGAGAGAAUGAGUGACAGAAGAAAAAUACUAUUCUGUGUGUGAAUCUGUCCAGGACAACCUUUCAUCCAGAUCCCAAAUAACUUUAGAACAUCCUUCUUGCAAACGUGUGCUAUGAGUAAGCUAACCAUACUCAAACUGCUUGUUGUAAAACUUAGUACCAAUUAAAUUCUUCAAACGCAGGACUCAUUGGGGCCCGGGCAUUUGGUAUGUACCUUCCGUAAUUAGAAUGUAGUCCUGCUUACCUAGUGAUUCUGACUGAUUUGGUCUUAUCUGCGUUGUCUUCUCAGUUAAGGACCAAUCAUGUCAUAGCACAGGCACUGUGCAGUGCCCAUAUGGUCAGAAUUACUGUGGGGCUUUCAAGGGAAACUCAUUAUAGCUCUUGUAUAACUUGUAGGUUUCAUCUUGGUAUACAUAUAAUUUUUCUCAGAAUGCCUAUAAAGACGGAUUAGCACGGUGGGAUUUGUUUUGUUACCAAAUGGCAUUUCCAAGAUAGCCUUGACAUGUAUUAAAAAAAUAGGAAGCAUUCUCUCAUUUAAAGCUAUUAUUUUCUCUUGUUAAAAUAUUUGAACAUAAUUUUUAAAAUCUGGAAUAAUUAAUAUUCUUAUGUUUACAACCUUGUUCAUUGUUUCUGCCAAUGUCUUCUUACCAAGUUCUCAAUUUCCCAAUUAAUGUUCUAUUACUCCUCUCCAUUUUUCUUUCCCACCCCUAGGGAUGAGUUAUUUCGACAGAGCCUAGCAAAAUUAAGAGAGCAGAUAGUUAAGGCCAACACAUUAGUGAGGGAAGCAAAUUUAUUGGCUGAAGAAAUGAGCACGCUAACAGAUUAUCAAGUGACACUGCAGAUUCCUGCUGCUAACCUGAGUGCCAAUAGGAAGGUAAGAAAAUUGAUAAUUGAAACUAUUUUGUAAAAGCCCUUGGAAGUCAUUUGAGUCCAGAAGUAGAGAAUGAAUGAGUGCAUGAGGGAGAGAAAAUGGAACAUAAGUUAAAGGAGUUGUAUGGAAUGAAUAGAUAUAGCUUCUCUAAACUUUCUAUCUCACUGAGCUGAUACAAUAUUAUAAUACCCGUAAACAUACAGUAGAAACAGGACAUUCAUGCCUGUGCUAUCUUGAUAUGUUGCCAGUCAUUUAUGGUUUCUAGUUCUCAGCCACCAUUAUAUAAAUAAUUGGAAAAUGCAAGAGAAUGGAGUACCAAAAUAUUAACAUAGCUAUGUAGCAUAUGUUGUUCGAGUUUAAAUUUGAAAAAUGGAAUCACUUUGUUAAAAUGCAUAUUUUAUCUACUUAAGAUACUUUGUCUUGUCUUUGUUUAGAGAGGAGCAAUAGUAAGUGAACCAGCUAUUCAAGUAAGAAGAAAAGGGAAAAGUACUCAAGUAUGGACCAUAGAGAAGCUGGAAAACAAGUUAAUUGACAUGAGAGAUCUGUAUCAAGAAUGGAAGGAAAGAGCCCAUGAGGUAUUCAACCUCAGUUUUUCAGUUUGGCCAAAAUCGUACUCUUUUAAUAAAAACAGAAUAUUUCUAAAAGCAUUAUAUAGCACAGUUGUUCAUAUUCAUGUAAGCAUUUCUGCUGUUUAUCUAACAGCAGUGCUACAUUCAGUUGUAUGUUUAUCCUAAUAUUUGUAGUUUAUUUCCCUUAUACAUGUCUGGGAACAGACUACAAUGACUACAUUUGGAACUUAGUAUCUCUAAAACUAUUUCAGUAUUAUACAGAAAGAUCGUGUCUUGCAUGGAGGUUACAUUCUGAGGAUGGCGUGUAGACAAAAACCACCUCCUUGGAACUGCCCCCACUCAAGCACCCUUAUCCUUUCUGGAGCCAUGCCCCAAGCAGACCUUGCCCCACAAGCAAGGCAGAGAGCUUCUAAGCUCCCUUGCUUACUAGGCUCUGGGAGGUUCUCUCGCAGGCCAUCCAUGUUCCUGCCAGCUUAUGCGAGAGCCUUCCAGAGCCCAAUAAGCAAGGCAGAGAGCUUAGAAGCUCUUUCUGCACUGGCAAAACUGUCUGCAAAAAGUACUUCUAAGCGCUCUGGCUUCUGUGCAUUUAAUCUGAGUGACUUCAACCUGUCAGCCUUCAACUGUGUAAAGUUGAAAUCACACAUCUUAAGCUUGUGUCAAUUGCAAUCGUCCUGCAAUUUAUUUUGCUCUGCAUAUGAGAUUUUAAAAUAGUGUGCUUUUGGAUAUGUUUACAGGUAAGUGUAUUUUUUAGUGUAAGUGAAGAAAUAUUUUUAGUAUUCAUCAGAAAUUUUAAUGCAAAUGUUUGCUAAUAUUUGACCUACUAUAAGGAAUAUCAGAUUUUCUAUAGUUUGUUUCUUCAAAGCACAUCAGCACUGAGUCCUACUAUUUUAAGUGAAUGGAUAACAACUUAAUGUAAUUCAGGAUUUAAUUAUACGGUUGUUUCAACCUAAAAUGCUAUCUGCCUGAACAUGAUGAUCAACAUAGUACUUCGUGCAAUGUAGUAUUCAUUGACUGCAUCAAAAACUAGUACAAACAGUUUUUGUUGUUAGUAUUUUUGCACACAGGGAAUUUAAUUUUGGUCUUCUGUGAGGAACACAAAAUUGUUGGAAGUGUUGCUACUCAUUUACAGUAUUUAAAUGAGGAAUAAGCUUUUGGUGUUAAUAAGAGUUAGGUAUACAUAAAAUAAUAGAAUCAUAGAGUUGUAGAGUUGAAAGGAACCUCAAGGGUCAUAUAGUCCGACCCUCUGCAAUGCAGGAAUCUCAACUAAAGCAUGCAUGGCAGAUGGUCAUCAACCUCUGCUUAAAAACCUCCAAUGAAGGAAAGUCCACUACCUCCUGAGUGAGACGAUUCCACUGUUAAAGAGCUCUUAGAAAGCUCUUUCUGAUGUUUAGUUAGAAUCUCCUUAUAACUUGAAGCCAUUGGUUUGGGUCCUAGUCUCCAAAGCCGGAGAAACAAGCUUGCUCCAUCCACCAUGUGACAGCCCUUUAGCUAUUUGAAGAUGGCUGUUAUAUCUCCUCUUUUACAGAUUAAGCAUACCCAGUUCCCUCAACUGUUCCUCAUAAGGUUUGGUUUCCAGACCUUUGAUCAUCUUGGUCACCCUCCUCCUCCAUACAUUCCAGCUUGUCAAUAUCCUUCUUAAAUUAUGGUGCCUAGAACUGGACACAGUACCCCAGUUGUGGUCUGACCAAGGCAUAAUAGAGUGGGAAUAUUGCUUUCCUUGAUCAGGUCCCUAUGCUUCUGUUUAUGCUUCCUAGAAUAGCAUUAGGUUUGUUUGCUGCUGUAUCACACUGUUGACUCGUGUUAAGCUUGCAGACCAGUAAGACCCCUAGAUCCUUUUCACGUGUACUACUGGCAAGCCAGGUGUUCCCCAUCUUAUAUUUGUGCAGCUGGUUCUUCCUGCCUAAGUGUAGAACCAUACAUGUGUCCAUAUUGAAAUACAUUUUGUUAGUUUGGGCCCAGUUCUCCAGUCUGCUCAGGUCAUCUUGCAUCCCAAUUCUGCCUUCAGCAGCAACGGUGUCAUCUGCAAAUUUGAUGAACAUCCCUUCAAUACCUUCAUCCAAGUAAUUUAGAAAUAGGUUGAACAACAACAGGCCCAGGGCAGGUGCUCUAUAUACACUCUAGUGCUCUACAUAUACUCUUGUCUUCUGCUAUCAUCUGACCUGCCUUGUUUAGACAUGUUGCACAGUGGUGAAAUGGGGAUUUGAAUAUGACUUUAUUGGGCGUAGCUCAUAAUUUUUUAGCACAUCCAUGUUGGAUCACUAUGCUAAAUCAUUUUUGUUUUUGAAAUUUUAAUUGUCUUUUAAAAAAAAACAGAUGAAGAGACUCACUGGAAAAAGAGGUGAUCCUUUCUAUGAAGCACAAGAAAACCACAAUUUAAUUGGUGUAGCGAAUGUCUUUUUGGAGUGCCUUUUCUGUGACGUUAAACUUCAGUAUGCAGUACCAAUAAUCAGCCAGCAGGGGGAGGUAAGUUUCAGUCUCUGGUGUCAUCUAUUCUGUUUUGUUUAUGAAGGCAAAACUUUGCUAUGAGCGGCACAUAUGUAUUCAGGAAGGAAAAGCACAAUAAUUCCACUAUUAAUGCAUCAGUGAUGUCUUGCUGCAUACACCUGCAAUAAGAUAGCAGUCAGGAUGGGCACACAGUCUUGGGACAAGAGAAGAUUGGUGCCACUGAAACAUUAAAUGGAAAUGCUUUGAAUAGAGGGCAAAUGACCAAGCCACUGAAUUUCAUGUACUGACGACCAAAUUUUUGACUAUAGUUCACUUGCUCCCCCGGUGUUCUAAAUCUAGAAGUCAAAUCAAAGGGGAAAGUUGUGAGUACACAGAAGGCAAUUCAAAACAACUAUCAAUAACUUCCAUUUUAUUUUUAAAUAUGUAAAUUUGGAUAAUAGCUGAGCAAGGAAAUGAGAAUUUUACUGGUUAGAUACUGAGCACCACAUCUUACAUGUGAACCUCCAUAAUGUCAAGUUGGAUCUGAGACAGAUUUGAGAAUGGCCGUAUGUAAUGUGCAAUUGUUAUCUGCAUGCUGUUUUUCUGUUCAGUUGAAGCUACAAUUAUAUUUAUAUAUGUAAGUAUGUGGAUUACUGAUGCUAUGCAGUACUACAAGGUCUUCAAUAUUAAUAUUUUUGGGGUGCAGGUUGCAGGGCGUCUGCAUGUUGAAGUGAUGCGUGUCACUGGUGUUGUCCCAGAACGCCUAGUGGAAGGAGAUGAUUCUUCUGAAAACUCAAGUGAAAGUGAAAGUAUAGAAAUCAUGGACAACAAUGGAGAAAUUACUCACAGGCCAAAAAAACUCACCUGCAGGGUAUGGACAUAUGUAUAUUAAUAUUUUAAUAGGAUAUACCUAUAUAAUACUCUAAACAUUUUGCAUGUAUUACAAUCAGCAAUGGGAAAUACCUUGUCACUCAUCCAUUUCCAGUUGGUUUCCAUACACCUUCAGAGAUUUAGUUUAUCUUUAUUUGUCAUAUGUUCAUACUAUAGUCUGCACCUUGGAUGGAAGUUUUAGACAAGUAAAGUCAACAAUUUAAAAAUGUAAGCCAUUCAUUGGGGUUAGUUAAUUUACAGCAGUUGAAGUUUUCAAUGCUUGUCCAGCAGUACGUGUGUGGACAAGGAUUACCAAAUAAUCUUACGAUGCUUUUGUUUGUUAAACAUAUUGUAUAUAUUGAGUGUUAAUUUUUAGAUUGUUUUAUGAGCCUAGCUGUGAGAUAAAAUUGGCCUUACUUAGUCAACCAUUGUCUAACUGAAUAUUCUGAGUAUAGCUGAAUAUAUUAAUAUAAAUAUGCCAGUAUAUUGAAUUACAGUUUUACUGUUGUCUAGGUAAAAAUUAAAGAAGCAACAGGACUACCUUUGAAUCUCUCAAACUUUGUCUUUUGUCAAUACACCUUCUGGGAUCAGUGUGAGUCAACUGUUGCAGCACCAGUUGUAGACCCAGAUGUGCCUUCACCUCUGACCAAGGAUGUCCAGUUUACAGUGACUUUUGCUCAUUGUAAGGUAAUUUAGUUUGGUUGGAAUGCUAGAAAAAUACAUUUGAGUCCAUAUUUUACACACACACACACACACACACACACACACGUAUGAUUCCAUCCUACUGUACAGUGAGAUGGAGAUGAAACAAGGGGUUCUAAUACCUUCAUUAAACAACAACAAAAAUUCAUUUCCAUUGCUUUCAAGUGCCUCCCCCACCAAUUACCUUCAGUCCAUUCCACUCACCUUUUGGGCAGGCCACCAGGUUCUUCACACACACUCUGGGCCACAGUUUGGGAACCCUGACAUAGGUUAAACAGAAUUCUGCAAGUCAUUAGUGGCAUUGAAUGCUGGAGUUGUGUAACCUGCUCCUGGUACUUUUAUUUGUCAUUUCCAGUGGAAAGAGGAAGGAAGACAGAACAUACAACUUGGUUCUUAGGAAACCUAGUCAGAGAGGAGAUGUGACCAGCCUAUUCACUGUUAUGGAAAAUGGGAUUGGAUUAAGGAAAUGAAACAUUCAUUCUUUCACAAAAACAUAUUAGUUAGGAGUGAGUUAGUCUGGCAAACUUUCUGUUCUCUGAAAAUGGAGCUUUGUUAUUCCUAAAAUGUUUGGUGGUUAUGCUUAUUUCAAUAUAUCUCAUUAGAACAGGGACUACAAUAUUAAAUAUGUUGUAGUAAUCAACACAAAAUAUGGAAUUUUGACUACCUGUGCAAAUAUAACUGAAGUAUUAAUAUAAAAUAGUGGUCUGUUCAGUAUUAUACAAAAUUCUGCAUUUUACCUGGUUCAUGGAAUUAAUAUCUUCAUUGGGAGUUUUUUUCUGCCCACAAGAACAUUUGAACAUUCACCUGGUUUUUUAAUCAUAGAGCUGAUAAAAAUCAUGCUUUAAGUGUUUUGCAGUAAGUAUUGCAAUUUUCUAGGAUUAUGUGGUGAAUGUAACAGAAGAAUUUCUGGAGUUCAUUCAAGAUGGAGCACUUGCUAUUGAGGUAUGGGGUCACAGAUGUGCUGGAAACGGCAGUUCCAUAUGGGAGGUGGAUACUCUUCAUGCAAAAACCAGGACCUUGAGAGACAGGUAAACCUAUGUUGUAUUUUCCUUAUAGUAGUGAAGCCUCACUUCAAAUAUAGGGAGAAAGGAGGAAGUACAGCACAUGUGCCAGAGAUGAAUUGAGAGCUAGAGGGUGAUGGGUGUGUAUGCCUGUGAGAGGUGGUAGGAGAGAAAUUGAGUACAAAGAAGAGAUUUCUCAUAGUCUUCUUUCUGCAAGAAUAUUUGAUUUGUUAAUUACUAAUUGUAUUGUUGCUUCCUGCCCUUGGCACCUUGGGGAAGAAGGGUGGGAUAAAAAUCUAAUAAGUAGAUAAAAUGAAUGGUUCUACAAAUUUCCACUAAAGUGUAAGGAGGAGUAUUCAUACUACUCUUAUUGCUUUUUGGAUUGUCUCUAGGUGGAAUGAAGUGACACGUCGAAUAGAAAUGUGGGUUUCAAUUCAAGAACUGAAUGAACUGGGGGACUAUACAGCUGUGGAGCUCCACCAGGCAAAGGAUGUAAAUACAGGAGGGAUUUUCCAGCUUCGACAGGUACAAUUAAUUUUAUCCCUCCCAGAUAAGAAUACUAAUGUGUGUUUACAUUAAUUUACAUGUUUCCCUACUUAUAUGACCAGGGUCAUUCUCGCAGAGUUCAGGUGACGGUUAAACCAGUACAGCAUUCGGGAACAUUGCCACUUAUGGUAGAAGCCAUUCUGUCUGUCUCCAUUGGCUGUGUGACUGCCAGAUCAACCAAAUUGCAACGGGGGUUGGACAGUUACCAGGUAGGAUAAGUGGCUUUAAAGUGCUAAAUUAUUUUAUUGUGGUGCAGAUUUGUUGUUUUCACUUGUGCCUUUGAAGGAUACUGUGUGGAAUUUGUAUGUACACUUGAAGCAAGGCAUGGAUGAUAGCUUCUCAAGGACCAUUAGGAAUGGCAGUUAAAUGGAACAUCAUGUCUUGAAUUGGUAUCCCUUGAAUGCCAGAAACAAUAUCAGAUUGGUGACUUUCAGGGGCUUGUAAUCUUUCAGGGGCAUCUUGCUGGCCAUUAUCAGAAACUGAAUGCUGAGUACAGGAAGUUUGCUGAUGGGAAUUGUAGUUCAAAAUGUUUGGAGGACACCAAGUUGGAACAAGCUGAUUUUAAAAGUUUAUUGUAAACUAGUCAUCGCAAGCCUCAGGUGCAAUCUCUUCCUCCUUUGUAAGCACGAUGAGGAGACUGAAAGGGCUACCUGCAGAUGCUAAGAAUUGAACCUGAGACAUUCUGCAUGCAAAAGCAGAUGCUCUGCCAUUGAGCUACAGCCCUUCCCCUCAACAACCACUUGCUCACCUCUUGGGCUCUGUGAAUAAUUGCAUUUGCAUAGCUGUCAACUGUCCCUUAUUUGGCGGGAAAGUCCCUUAUCCCAGCGCUGUGUCCCGCUGCUGUCCCUUAUUGAUGAUGUCCCUUAAAUUUCCCAGGUUUCAAAGGAAGCAGCUCCUCUCCCUCCCUCCCUGCCGGCCAGGGAGGAGGGAGGCUCCAACCGUGUUGCUUGGCUGUGUUGCUCACCCAGUAAGGAGUCUAAGAACGACUGGGGGAUGGAGCUUGCAUGCCUUGUGCCGAUCAAAUCGGCCGCGUUGCCUGGGGACUCGCCUUUGCCCAGCGCUUCCCAGCGGAGAGGUGACGGUGGUUUUCCUUGCUACAUCCCCUUUGCCGGGUUGCUGCGCUGUGGGAACCACCGCUUGAGGCUUCGUUUGGCUGCUGGCUGGGUUUUCUGCCUUUGGCUCGGAGGGGCUCAGAAGUUGAACAUACCUGUGUUCGGAAAAUCCCUUGUUUUGGCUGCUGAUCCCUUAUUUUCGAGGCUGCUGGUCCCUUAUUUUCAAAUCUGUAAGUUGACAGCUAUGCAUUUGUAUACUAAGAAGUGAUUGACACUUGAUAUGCUUUGGAGGGACUGAAUCCAAGUCUUCCCUCCACCCACAACGGCCUUGUUUGCAUGUAACCUUAAAUCAUAGUUAAAACAACAACAGCUCUGGAAGGGCUUUCCAACCUUUUUGGACCCAUAGGCACAUUUGCAAACCAGACAAAUAGUUGUUGGCACCUCCCCGGCCCCCUUUUCAAGCCUAAUUUCUACAGCCUCCUUUCUGUGACAUGUGGUAGGACACAAGCCUGAAUCUGCCUUGCAGUGGUGGGCAAAGCUGGACUCAUGAUUUGUAUCUCUCCGUAUAAAUAAAAAGUGGUAAGCCAAAAAGAAAUAUUGGCUUCCACUCAUGAUUUAUUUGGAAAGAAACAAGCCAUGAGCCCAAGUUUGCAUGUCACUACAAGACAGACUCUGGCUUCUUUCCUUUCCUGCAUAGCAUAGUCAGGUGCGAAGGAAGGAGGAAAAUGUUUGUGCACAUGAAAACAUAGUUUAUUUUAAGCUACAGUUUAACAUUGCACGUUAACCUCGCUAUUAUGUGAUUGCUGAAUGCCCACUGUUACAUCAAAGAUGUGUAGACUGAGUGCAUAAUGAUAAAGAUCCAGCAUAAAUUACCAGAGAUAUACCUCAUGUAGAAGACAGGUGGACACUUCUCCCAUCAGUCAUGUGCUUCAAAAAGUGAAGUAAUUAAUUUAAAACACAACAACAACCCAACGCUUGAAAGCAUGAAGAUAUCAUAUACAUAGUUUAUGUCUCUAGGAAGCAAGGGAGCAUCAUUGCAUGAAUUUUGCUUCUACGUGAUUAGGUAUUAGCCUGGAGGUCCUGACUCCCAAACCUUUUAGCAGUAAGUGGUAAAGAGGAGUGGCACAUGUCUGUUCACUUCACCAUAUGAGUGGGUCACUAAACCUUUAUAUAAGCAAUUAAAUAAGGUUUGAUGCUUUCUGUUCUGUCUUGUUCUAAUUUGUGUCCAUGAUGUGUGCUCUUAUUUGGAGUUUGUUAGCAAGAAAAAUGCAUGUUCUCUAUGUUUAUAAAGUUUAUUUUUUUCUACCAGAGAGGAGAUGAUGAUGAUGAUGGUGGUGAUAUGGAUAGUUAUCAGGUAUUGCUGCUGCUGUUGUUGUCGAAUCACAUAGCAUGGGGCACAGCUAAUGCUAAUAGUUAUCAACUCCAAAGAGUCACUGAAAAAAAUUGCUCUUGGAACUUUCUGCAUUAAAAGACACUGAUUUAAAGAACAAGCCUCUCAGCUUAAUUUGACAAUACGCUAUGCUCUUUCAUGUGACAUUUCUAAUAAUCAAUAUAUUAAUGAUUUAUUUAGAUUGUUGAAAAUUAAGAAAGAGCAUGGUGGCUUGCAACUUAAUUAAAACAACUGUCAAUAAAACAAUGUAAAACAGAUGCAGGAGAUACAAGAUAGCAAAGAAAUUUCAGGGAGGGAAAAGCCGAGGAUUAAAAACCACGUCAAGUACCUGCCAGAAAAGGAAUGUCUUCACUCACUGAUGAAAGUCCAUCAAAAAGGGGACAAAACAGAAUUCCCUGGGAAGGAAGUCCCGCAGAGCCUGGGCAAGGCAACAGAGAAAGUUGUAUUGUGUGUCGAAUUCAGAUGUUGGUGUAAUGCAAGGGAGACGUACAAGAGAGAUCUAUAGACAUCUCUUAUAUGAUAGAAUUGAGGCCAAAAGCAGAAUUCUUCAUUUUUUUAACUAAAUAAUGUUUGAAAUCAUAAUAAUUUUUACAUACAAUUAUUUGUACUCCAUAAUUUUUACAGGUUUCAUUAAAUCACAUUUUGUUCAGUGCAAUAACAAAAGCAUCAAAUAUUUGUGCGUACUGUACUGUUAAACCAUUUUUUAAUAAUAAAAAAGCUAGUCCUGUAAACUUUGCUUUCCUGAUGCCUACAGCUUUAAUGUAUUUAUGAAUUAAUGAAUUCUGUAUGAAGGCUUCCCAAUAUUAAGGGUUUUUAAAAAACUUUUUAACAAGCAGCAAAAAAACAAAACACCAGUUGUAUAAAUGUAGGUAUCUAUGCAAAUACCCUAGUAAGUUGUACAGUCGUUCCAAAAACCUACAGCUCAAACUACAGGUGAUGGCUGAUUCAAAUGCCUAAAGCUCCUCUCUGACCCAGUCCUGUGAAACAAGGAAACUAGAAGUCCAAUUUAGGAGUAUAAGGAAUAAAUGGGUGAGCAGUGCUAAACACCCACAUCCGCACACCAGAGGCAACUCAACACACACUGCUUACCUUCUUGCAACCUUCUCCCCAAGCACUCUUCUCACAGAUAGAGACACUUCUGGUAUUUAGCCUGGAUGAGGAGAAAAUGGCUUCAGAGAACAAACUGCAAGUAGAUAAACCACAAGGAGAGGGAAGGCUUUGCACUUCCCACCCAGGAGGACCCCCACCUCCAUAAUUAUGGUACUUCCAUAAGUUAGGCAGAUCCAGAUUUAAAUACACCAUCCUGCUGUCAACAGUAGUUUGAGCCUGAAUUAGCUACUAACUUGCUUCAAGCGGUUCAUGGCACUUCCUGGUAAUGAAUUAUGAAGAAUGGAUCAAACAUUCCUUUAAUACCAGAAAGCAUGAUUGCAUGAUGGGUUUUUGUUUGCAUGUGGAUGAUUUAGUUACUCUGGUAACAGCUUCUCAUAAUGGAGUUAAUACAGGUUUAAGGGUAUAUAUGUUGAUGUCUCUUUAAUUGUUUUCACUUUCAUAUGCUACUAAAUAGUUUGUUGGCCAAUGCAUUAUUUUUCUGCUUGGAUCUAAAUCACAAAUUUGCAAGAGACAAAAUACACAAAGAGCUCUAACUAUGGAGUGGGUGGUGCAAUUUCAGCUUUUCAUUCUUUAUGCUCUUUGCAAGUUGGGUGAGCUUACCUUCUUGGGUUAUGUACUAUCUGAUGUAAACGUGAAUGAACACUAUUGGGUAACAUCUUCCAAUCAAAGUUGAAAACUGCAUAAAAUUAAAUGUGUAUGUUGUAUAUGUUAAAAAAAAAUAAUAAUUCUCUUUUUCCAUAGGAAGAAGACUUAAAUUGUGUGAGAGAGAGAUGGUCAGAGGCACUAAUAAAACGCAGAGAAUAUCUAGAUGAACAGAUUAAAAAAAUCAGCAAUAAACAAGGUUCGUGGAUCUUGUGAUUUAAUUAUAAGAACUUUUCAUUCCUUUGUAUCAAAAAAGAAUGUUAGCCUAGUGUAUUACUGAUUUAUUUUUAAAAGUUGUUUGUAUUUGAAAGGCUUUUUGUGAUGUUCAGCUUGUUAUAAACUGAAAAAUUAGAAUAAUUUGCUCAUUACAAAGUGAAUCCACCUUUGAGAGCAGAAUUCUCAUUAGCUUUAUUGGAUCUAAUCUGCAUUCAUUGGAAUCCAAAACCAACCUGUCACUUUGCUACUCUUAAAUAAUUGGAAAAUGUAUUAUUAACCCGUUGUUUUCUGGAUGCCCCUGGAAAAAGUACUUCCACAGUGACCAAUGUGACCAAUAUUCCACUCUUCAUAUCCGAUAUCACAUUAUAGAUAAAACAGAAGAUGACAUGGAAAGAGAAGCACGUCUUGUAGAACAGUGGGUAGGGCUAACAGAAGAAAGAAAUGCUGUGCUAGUCCCAGCACCAGACAGUGGGAUCCCAGGUGCUCCUGCAAAUUGGUAGGUUGACUAAAAUGCAUUAUAUUUCAGCUUGCUUACAAAAUAACGUUUGAGUGAAUAUUGUAUGCAGUUAACAGGAUAGUGAAGAUCUGAGGGAAGAAUAAGCUGCUAAAAUGCUAAAUGUGUGUUCACUUUUUUUAAAAAAAUUGACCUUUAUAUUCCACAACACAGAACAUUAGUGCCCUUAGUUCAGCUAGAAACAUAUUACAACUAGAAAUGAAACUGCUGGUGAACUGGUUGUUUUAUUGCUGGUCUGUGUAUCCUGAAGAUUUAUCUCACCCAGAUAUGGUUGAAUUAAGGGCAGGAUAUAAAUAUUUUAAUAAAUAGAAAAUAAAGGUUUCUGGCGGUGUAAUGCACAGUCAUGUAAUAAUGUAGAACCGGGGUUUAUAUACAAGUUCAUUUACAGAUUCCAUAAUAUUUCCUGUUGUAGUAAUGCUUGUAGUAGGUGUUAACACCUGUACUGGGGUCCUGAAGUAAAAAAGACACUUUCUCCUGUCUCUACAUUUUGCUCUAUUAUGCAUUGAAGCAGUUAGAUUCAGGACUUGCCUCCAGCUCCAAACACUUCAUUUCCAUAGAACUAGGGUCUGUUUAGGAGAUAUGGUGGAGAAAAUAUCACCACCCCACCCCUGUGAAUUCUUUUCUCUUUUGUGAAUCAUGGUCUAGGAGCUCUCCUGUUAGGGUCCAAGGAUACACUGUAAUAUUUUGUUGUAGGUUCUCCCUAGUUAAUGUCAUUUGUUUUUAACGCUUUCAGUUUUCCAUUAAAAUAUCUGUGCAUGUGUAUGGUUUAUUUUAUUAACUGGGGUGUUUCUUUACUGUUAGGAUCCCACCUUCUGGAAUGGAAACACAUAUACCUGUACUUUUCCUUGAUUUGAACGGUAAGUUGCAGCUUAUGAAGGGAGUGGAAGUAUGAAUUCCCUUGAAUAUGCUUGACGUAUUUAUACGCUUUCGUAUUGCUGGUGUUUUAUUGCUGUGUGGGAAUCUGAAGUGCUUCAGAUCUGGAUCUGGUGGCUUUUAAACAAUCCAGUUUUUUUGUUUAUUGAAUGUAUUGAAAGAAGCACAGCUGUUGGGCAUUAGAGUUCUUCCAUCAUGUGUAAAGACACAUUCUUAAACAUCUUCAUCAAAAGUUCCAAAAUGAUAUUUUGCAAUGAUUUCUAUUGGUUGCCAUGUACUUGCAUUGUGGGGUAACAAAUUCCAUUAAGCUGAUGUAUACAAAUGUAACAUGAGAAGUGUAAGUCUAUCCUAUCUAAAGCAUUGUUUUCCAGUUAUGCAUGAUUUCUGUGUAAUAUGUUUAAGACUGGGACAUAGGAAAUAACUAAAGCUAAAAAAAAUGUCUUGUAACUUAAUUUUAUUUUUUGUUAGCUGAUGACCUCAGUGCCAAUGAACAGCUUAUAGGUCCACAUGCAUCAGGAGUAAAUUCAAUACUACCCAAAGAGCAUGGAAGUCAAUUCUUUUAUCUGCCAAUCAUAAAACACAGCAAAGAUGAGGUAAAUGUCUAGUGAGCUAUUCUGUACAGUAGAUGUAUGGCUAUCAUAUUUUUACUGUUUGCAUUUCAUCAAUCCAUUUUCUUUCUUUUUCAAUACAUUUAAUGCUACAUUAUACCUUUGAAACCUUGAAUUUACUCUUUUCUACUUGAUUUUUGUUGAACAAGUGUGUAUAGUUUAUUGUUAUUCAGAAUAACCUCUUAACAAAGUGAUCUUUGAUUAGUUCUUAAUUCAUGUGGGGUUGAAAUACUUAUAUUUUGAAGAAUAAACGUUUAAUAUUCUUGAAUUGUAUAAAUGAAGUCCAACUUCUUCUUAAAGUCUCUUUGUAGGUGUUCCUUCCUUCUCAUAGAUACUGACAGCUAGUAACGUAAUAUUCCACACCCUUUCUCCAAAGCCUUAGAAAAUGGUAAAUGCACUGACUUUCAUGCUAGUGCUAAAAAUGUCUUAGUUAAUAUAUCCAUAGCUGUCUCCCUGUGUGCUCCACUGACUUACCUUUUUAGUUGUCCCAAAGGAGGAGGAGGAGGAGGAGUUUGGAUUUGAUAUCCCGCCUUUCACUCCCUUUAAGGAGUCUCAAAGCGGCUAACAUUCUCCUUUCCCUUCCUCCCCCACAACAAACACUCUGUGAGGUGAGUGGGGCUGAGAGACUUCAGAGAAGUGUGACUGGCCCAAGGUCACCCAGCAGCUGCAUGUGGAGGAGCGGGGAAUCGAACCCGGUUCACCAGAUUACAAGACUACCGCUCUUAACCACUACACCACAUGGAUUUAAUUUAAUACCUUGGCUUAUUAUGUCUUUGAUACCCUGUGAAACAUCUAUCCAUUAUUAACCUGAAUACAUUUCUACCAAAGGUGGGCCAAUAUUUCCUUGAUUCUUCAACAUGAAUCAGAUAGGUACACUGGGAUACAUUUUUGAAAUUCUUACAGGGAUAUAAUGCCAUGUACAGUGGAACCUUGGUUCCCAAAAAGCUUGGCUCCCGUACAAAUUGGCUCCCAAACGCCAAAGUAAGUGUUCUGGUUUGUGAAUGUUUUUUGGAAGCCAAACAUUGAUUUCAACUGUCGGCAUUGUUUCUGGGGCCAAUCAGCCAAUCAGAAGCCAUGCCUUGGUUUGCAAAUGUUUUUGAAGUUGAACGGACUCCCAGAAUGGAUUGAGUUCAGGAACCAAGGUACCACUGUAUACAAUAUAUUAUAAAAGUUUCUAUUGAAUCCACACAAAGUAAAAUAGUUUUUGGCUCAUUAUUUCUGUAUAUAAUGCCAUUCUAUACCUGUCAUUCUAACAAUAAUUUCUUUCUCUGAAUUUUGUUUUAUUAGUUGUUUUUUGUAGAUUUCUGAUAAUAAUUCAAAAUAUGGAAGAAGUCUGCUUAUGUUUGUUCCUCUUAUAACAUGUUUAUUGGGCUUCUAGACUGGCAAUUUAGCAUUUGGUUUGUUUUAUGCAAACUGAGCAUAUUAGAAAACAAGAAGUUGAUUCCCUCUUCCUCCAUGGCAAAAUGUCUUUAUACGUGUGAAACCAUGCACUAGUGCAACUAAUAUCGCACAUGGUGAUAAUGGUUAAUUUUUGGUGCAAAUCAAUCAUCCAGGCUGGAGCUUAUUCAGAUUCUUUAGUGAUAUGUUAAAAAUCAGCAAUAGAAAAAUAAAUACGAUCUUAGGCAGAAUCUCCAUUUUAUAACUUUUGCUUUUACUGACAAUGAAAUUAGUAAUUUUACCAAUCUAUACAUACUCUGUUUGCUUUCUCCCAAUAGACACAAGCAGUUGGUUUAUAAUAGAUUUGAAAUAUUGAUAAAUAUAUCCCUAGCUAUUUUAUUUUUGGUUGCUUAAUGUGAGAAGGGAAGGGAUAUUUCCUUACUCACUUUAUUUAAAAAAGCCAACCACCUUCUGCUCCAGCGGUUUUCCCAAACCCAUAGUCCUGCCACCAUUUAAUAUUACUUAUACCCUUAGCACCCUUAACUUAUCAGUAACCUGAGUAACUGUUGAUAUCAAUGUAAUACAAAGACUAUCAGGUAUAGCUAUUAUAUUUGACAAAGAAAUCAAUAUUUAUUUAUUGCAUUAUGCGGUUCACAAGUGUAUGCAGUUACUUCAUACUACCUACUUAAAUGGAUAUGCACUUUGUUAACAUGUGGCUUAAAUGCAGCUUAUUUUACACUAUUACUAAACUAAGACAGCUGUGAAGAACCUAAUUUAAGAUUCUUUUGCCAGAUUGUUCUUCUAUUUACUCCACCCCAGUUAAGCCUCACCAACUCUAUAACUGAGGACCUUUACUGAAGCCUCUCUUUUGACCUGUACUGACCUGUUGGAAACAGGGCUGUUUCCGAUGCUCUGCCCUGAAAUCUUUCUCUCCUACCUGAUACCAGACAGAGUCUGGCAUUCCAAACUGCCUCUCACUUCUUCCCUCCUCUUCAGCCUGAGCCAAGCCAAUUCAGCUACCCCAGCCUUCCUUUCAUGUCCUCUUCUUCCUUAAUCUUCUUUGUUCUCUCCUUCUGGCUGCCCACCAUGAACACCAAGCACCAACAAAUGCUGGCUCCUCUCUGAGCAACAUGGACUAAUCCUAACUGACCCUAACUGCCAUAUAUUCACUUCUUCUUCCCCCUCUGGUCCAGCCCCAGACAAUCACAUUGUCUAACUGAAUAUUCUAAACCUGCAACCACCAAUCAAAAUGUGGGUACAUUUUAUCCUUCUUUUGCAUACUGAUAGUUCUGUCUCCAACCCUUCCUUGGCUGUCUGUUAAGCUCCCCCAGUGACAGUUAAACCAACUGCUACCUGAUCAGGCAGAGCACUUUCCCCAUUAAGUACAUUACAAAAAAAUUGACAGAGGUACUAUUCAACUCAGUUUUACUUAGACUCAUUGAAACCAUGGGACUUUAAUCGUGUUCAUUAAUUGCUUUUGUUAAUGUUGUGUUAAUUGUCUAAGCAUUUCUGUAUUUCAGGAAUGUUAAAAGAGUAGGGUAAACAUUUAAGCAAUUCAGAUCAGUUUCCUUUAUAAUAUUCUACCAAAUUGUGCUCCUAGGUUUCGGCCACUGCUGCAUGGGACCCUUCUGUGCAUGAUUCAGUGCACUUGAAUAGGGUAACACCUCAAAAUGAGAGAAUCUAUUUGAUUGUGAAGAUUACAGUCCAACUCAGCCACCCUGCUGCAAUGGAACUUGUGCUACGUAAAAGAAUUGCUGCAAAUAUUUACAAUAAGCAGGUGAUGGAUGAAUUCUGCUUAAUGUAUCUUCUUUUGACUGUAUUUCUUUUUUGUUUUUUAAUUUUUUUUAUUCAAAGUUAUAACAAAACAUAUUUUCCAAAAACAUAUCCUUAUUCCCCCCCCCAUUUUUCCUCCCCCCUCCCCCCACAACCCCCCCACCUCACCCCCCAACUUCCCUCAGUUCCAGUCUUUGGUUUCUCCAAUAAUGCUAUUUUCUGCAUGUUACAGAGUUGUAUAGAUCCUCCAACUGUUUAGCUAAUUAUUAUCAGUAAAAAAUUGUGGAUGUUUAUUCAAAACCUGCCAAGGAGUCCAGUUCACUUUGUUGCAUCUUCAAAUACUUUGUGAAAGGUUCCCAUUCAUCCUUAAAGUCACAGUUAUCCUGUCCCGUAGCUUAUAUGUCAAUUUUGCCGGUUCUGCAUAAUCCAUUAAUUUUUCUUGCCAUGAUUCUUUAGUUGAGAUUUCUUCAGUCUUCCAUCCUUGUGCUACCAGAACUCUCACGGCCGUUGUCGCAUACAUGACUGUAUUUCUUUUUUGUUGACUUAACUGUUGGGAUAAAAUUUAGAAAUAAUAAACUAAACCAGGAAGUAUUCACAUACAAUGAUGUUUUUUAAAAAUAAAAAACCACAGAAAUGUUUUAUUGAUGUUUAGUUUCACUACUAAAGUAACAUGCAGAGUAACAAAAGGAACAUAAACAAAGGAAGGUAUACAAAACUUGAUAAAUGUUUAAAUUAAAAGGUUAGCUUAUGGUUGUAGUAAUUUACAUUCCAAUUUAUGCAAUCAAAUAAAGGUGUUUUUCUUAAUGUUGCAUGUGUUGAUGGAGGGUGAAAACAAUGUUCAGUUGUUUUUACAAAGUAAAAUAAUACCAUGUUUCUUUUAAUUUUUUGCCAUUCCCAGUGAGGUAUUGGGUGGGAUGAAAAAUAUGCUAAGGAGGCUGAAUUGGGAUGCCAGGAUGAGAGUUAGCCCCUACCCCAUUGCAUGUGACAUGAACCUGCAAGAAACCAUUUUCUUAGCUUGCUUAAUCACACUAUUCAUCAUAUGAAUUCCCCCCUAGAGUUUUACGCAGAGUCUCAAACGAAGAAUAUCUUUGAAGAAUAUAUGGUAUGCUUGUGGUGUGGCCUAUGAAAUAGUUUCAAAUAUACCAAAGGUAAAUUCUACUGUACUUUUUCAAGAAGUUAGAAUAAAUGAAAAAAUCAAAGUAAAAGAAAUUCCUGUAAACUGCAUCCUCAAAGUUCUGUUUUAGGCAUUCUGAAGUGGCAUCUGUAUAAAGACUGCAUAAUGUUGCAUUCUGUUUGUGUCCCAGUUUUAAACAGAUUAAAUUAAACAGUUUAAUUUUUAGGCCACAGAAGAAAUUGAAGAUCGGGAGACACUGGCUCUGAUGGCAGCCAGAAAUGAAAAUGAGGGUGCAUCUGAUGGUGAAACUUACAUUGAGAAGUAUACUCGUGGAGUGUUGCAGGUAGAAAACAUUUUGAGUCUUGAACGAUUAAGACAGGUGAGUAGAAAAAAGCUUCAGGCCAAAUUAGUUUAGUUAUUGUAAAACAAUUGCCGCAAGAGAUGUCUCAUAUUUCCAUUUUCUUUACCGUUACUAUCAGAAUGCUGACAAACGUUUAAUGUGAUCUUGCUCUUCGGAUGCCAUUUUGAUAUAAUGUUCCAUUCUUGAUCUGUCUUCAGAGACAUCAAACCUGAUUAAAGUAAAAAUGAUUUUUCUGUAUUAAUAAAUAUACCUUUAUAUAUACUUUUUGAAGUGAGUUUUAAUUGCCUAGAUCUCUGUGUGAAACUACAGAUUUCAAUUUACUCAUUCUAUCUUAACGCAGGCAGUCACAGUCAAAGAAGCUGUUUCUACUAAGACUCGACACAUGCAGCGGAGUGUCAGUACACCAAACGUCCACAAUGUAAGAUAAUUUUUCAAGGUGAAAGACUCACAUAUUACUAAAAAUGUUAAGGUUGAAGACAAAACGUAUUCAUUUUGACCCUGGAGAAAAUGAGAUUAAUCAGUAGAAUAAAUUGUCAAAGGACAUAUUCUACAUAUUCCAGUAGGUAUUUGUCAGGGAUAAUUGUCAGGGAUAAUUUAGGUUUAAUGCUCCUUUCCUACAUGCAAGUAUAACCCUCCUUUCCUUUAAAUGCAGGAUAUACAGUACAUGAGUGUUCAUGAAGUUCUAUUGCCAUGUUUGUCAGUCUUUUGUUUAUUUCAAAUGCAGUCUAGGCUUAGCAGUUGGUGAGGAGACUGUGGUUCUCAUGUGAAGGCCACCCUGCUGCUAAGCAGGCUGAUAGCAUUCAUUGGGCUCAUAUUUAUUUAUUGUUGUGUUUUAGGUAUCCUGUAGUCGAUUAGAUAUUUCUGGCUGUGAUGAAGAUAAGGUAUGAAUAUUAAGAAAAGUGAACAGAUGUGGUGGCACCUUUUUGAAAAUGUAGUCAUAUAGACUUGCCUUUUCCUUCCUAUUUGAUACAAGAAAUCCUUAAAGUUAGUCUUCAGUAAUAAUGAUAGGUUGUUUAGAACAGGAAUGUAUAAUUUGAUGCAUUACUGACUUGAGAAAAUUAAGUUGAGCUGAUCUCAGGGUGCUUCACAAAAUAAAUUAUUAAAGACUGUCAGUUAUUUCUCUGGUGCAGGGGCAUACGGGGGUGCAAUAAAUUUCUCAGGGUAGUUAUUAUUGAAUCAGUUACCAAAAAAGUCCUAGGAAUCUUCCUGUGAGAUAGGAGAGAUUACAGGAUAUUUUUGUAAUAGAUUUUAACAAAAUAAGACUCUACUCCUAGACACACCAUGGAGCAAGUAGCACUGAAUGCAUUGGGGAUAUACUUCUGAAUAAAAUGCACAGGAUUGAGUUGCAUAAAAUAAAUUUGAAAAGUUUUGGUAGUAAUAAAAAAUAUGUAUGUGUGAAAGAACAUUGACUAUUUUGAAAGGAUCUGAACUCUUUUCUUGUAUCUUGAAAAUGAACAUUUUCCUGUUUCUUUUCUUGGUUGUUUAUGACUUUAGGGUUGGUCAGAAGGUCAUCUAGAUGUAUUAGAUUGUUCUUCCAGUUACCAAGAUGUAUCAUGUUAUGGUACUUUACCCAGAGAUUCUCCUCGCAGAAGUAAAGAUGCUGGUGGUAAGAUUUUUAUUGUGUUUAGUUUUAAUUGGGUCAAUAUAUGAAAUUAUUAAUAUACACACACACAUAUUCAUAUAUAUAUAUAUAUAUAUAGCAGUGAUGCAAAGGGUAUUUCCCUCUGUUCUACUGUCUUUAAAUUCUUGUGGUAAAUGUGUAUGUAUAAAGCAGCAUUCAGUCCUAACCGAUACAGUGUAUUAAUCUGCUAGCAAAGGCUAUUUCUCCCAUGAUGAUGAAGGUUAGCUUGUGGUGCUUUGGUGCUGCAAGGGCCGAAAACAACUAUCCCAGCACCCUUUAAGAAGGUUCUGAAGUAAAAAUGGGAUGUGCCUCUCCAGGCCAAGCACUUAGGAUCAUAUACCAAUACGUUUUAUCUCCUGGAACAAGCAUUAUUAUUUUAUAUAGUAGAAUAAAUGCACAUAGUGCUUUAUGUAGUGAUAUGAGCAGUGAUAUGUUUAGAGAAGCUUUUAAUGUACGUGCAUUACAAUAUUUUAAUAUUUUGUUAGAAGCUGCCCAGAGUGGCUGGGGAAGCCCAGCCAGAUAGGCGGGGUAUUAAAAAUUAUUAUUAUUAUUAUUAUUAUUAUUAUUAUUAUUAUUAUGACAGUUUCUCCCCUGAGGAGUUUACAAAAGCAGAGGAAAGAGAAGUAGGAAAAGAAAAUGUGCAUAUGCAUAUUCAUGACAGCAUAAAGGAAGAGGAGGGAGAUUUAGUGAUAAGAAGGAAAGAAAAAAAUUAUAUUGGAAGCUGCCCAGAGUGGCUGGGGCAAUCAAGUCAGAUGGUCAGGGUACAAUUAUUAUUAUUACUAAUAUUACUGUUGCUAUUAUUAUAAAGAAUAACUGCUUAGGGAACAAGUGAUUAAAAUUUGGUUUUAGUACUAAUGUUGUAGCUUUAUGACUUACUUUGUUUUAAACUGCCAAAUUACAUAUCAGUUGUCACCUUAUGCUGACAGGUACAUUAUCAUUCUCUCUUGGGUUAUAUUAACCAGCAGCUGCACUGAAAUUCUAGUGAUGCUACGAGUCAUAUGUAAAUAAUUACCACUAUGUACUUCUACGAAGGGACGUGGGUGGCGCUGUGGGUUAAACCACAGAGCCUAGGACUUGCCGAUCAGAAGGUCGGCGGUUCAAAUCCCUGCGAUGGGGUGAGCUCCCGUUGCUCGGUCCCAGCUCCUGCCAACCUAGCGGUUCGAAAGGACGUCAAAGUUCAAGAAAAUAAAUAGGUACCGCUCUGGCAGGAAGGUAAAUGGCGUUUCCGUGCGCUGCUCUGGUUUGCCAGAAGCGGCUUAGUCAUGCUGGCCACAUAACCCGGAAGCUGUACGCCGGCUCCCUCGGCCAGUAAAGCGAGAUGAGCGCCACAACCCCAGAGUAGGUCACGACUGGACCAAAUGGUCAGGGGUCCCUUUACCUUUACCUUACUUCUACGAAAGAAUGGCAGACUUUUCCUUUUGAGACAUCCACAGCUCAUAUUUAGUUCUCUUUGAAGUAUGUUAUGAAUUGCAGACAAGCUUUUUGCUAAACUUCGUUUAAGCAAAACCUUCUUGAUGCAAAAGGAGGGAGUUGUAGGUGAUAAAGUAUGUUUACUUUACAAAUAGCAGAGAGCAUGCUUUGAGACAUGCUGGACUGGUUUGCAUAUAGCUUGAGCAAACCUCUCAAACAGUGUGAGAGAUGGCACUGUGGCUACAGGAGGAGGGGAAAUCAGCAAAAGUUGCCAUGCCCCCACCCCGUCACUUAAUUAAAAGCCUUUUUCCAUGGUGAUAAAGUCUGGAUCCAACCCUCUCUGUUACUCCACUGUUAUUUCAUUGUACAAACAACAUUUACCAUGAAUGGUAAGCAGGGAAAUGAACAUAUUUCAUAACAUGGCACAAAUGAGGAUCUAAUAUGCUCAUCAUCAUGGUUAUUUCCUGUGGUACUUUAUAUCACUUUCUUUUUCAUUUUUUACUUACUUUUGCAGUUGAUGUUAGAAUAACUAACCUAUUUGUGUGUGUGUUUAUUUUCAUUAUCCAAGGUUAUGUAUCAGAGAAUCCUCAUGCAUCAACCGUCAGCCCAUUUAAAGCAUUUUCUCCACAGCCACCCAAGUUUUUCAAACCUUUAAUGCCAGUAAAAGAAGAACAUAAAAAGAUCUCCUUUGAAAGUCGGCCUCUACUUAGUAAAGAGGUAGGUAGUUAAGAACUAUUAUAGUUUCUUAAUCUUGAUUAAUUUAUGUGCAAGUAGCUAUUGUCUUUGCCAGUAAAUAACUUGCAGCUUGCAUUUGUGAUACGGAGAAUUUGGAAUCCUACAUUAAAAUUCAGCAAUUCCUUUUCUCUGUACUGGAAUGAUAAUCCUAUUUCAGUUUUGUCUCCUUUUGUUCAGCAUGGAGUGUGUUUCUGCUUAAUCAUUGUCUGUGUAAAACAGCUGUCCUGAAUUGUCAAUUUCUUUUAUUAGGCUAUAGCACCAUUUUAGGAAACGGUGUCAUGUUUUCCACAACUGAAGACAAAUGUGGUGUUGCAUGGAUUUCUGUAAUUAAGCUAUUUAACCUCCUUGCCUGAGUUGUUUUAAAAACGUGUCCUCCUGUCUUACUAACAUGCAUGGGUUUGUAAAUACCUUAUUUGUGAGAUGUUUUGUGUGUCUUAACCUUUGCAGAGCAUGCCAUCAUCUCAGGUACAUAGCACUGGUUGUGUUGUGCCCUCAGGAAGUAAUGCCAGUAGCAUGCCGGUAGAACACAAUAGCAUACAUGAGGAAAAUAUUGUAAGUUUUGCAUUGGUUUCUGUCAUAAUGCCUGGUGGUGGUUUAAGGCCCUCUCAUGGGAUGUAAUUUUUGCUAUACUGUAAUAGUGAAGAAAACAAGAUGUGCAUACAAUGUGCAUGUUGGCUUUUAAAUAUGUGGCAAAAUGCAUAAUUUGUUACAAUUAUUUUAAAUUGAUCAUUCAUAUAUUUUGAAAUGAUCAUUCAUAUAUAAAUUUUCAAGGGAAAAGGUAGAACUUUGUAGGGCUUAUUCACUGGUAAAUUCAGAAUGUCAGCAUUCAUGAACUUUCCAGUACUUCCACAUGUUUAAUUUGUAGAUUGGUUUAGACUGAAAAAUGUAAAUGUUGAAGUGUACAGCAAAGCAGACUUGCCAUUCAUUUUCAUAUAUUUGAAAUGUCCACCUUUCUUGGCUUCCUCACAUAGACAAUCAACUUUAUAAAAUAAAGUGUUGUAUACCUAGCGUUGACACUGAAGUGGAUAUACUGCAGUCUUGGGUUUAGGCCUGGUUUGGGGACUGAAUAAACUUUGGUUGCACUGAUGGAUGACCUUUACUAAGAGGUAGAUGGAAUUGGGACCCUGUUACUCAUGGUAUCCUCCACGAUAAACUGUGUGGAGUGGGUAUUAGAGGCACUGUAUUACAGUGGUUCCACACCUACCUGCAUAGCUGAGUCCAGAGAAUAACAUUGGGGGAGUGUUCUUUAUCCCCUGGGGUUCUGACAUCUAUAUGAAGUGGUUGGGUGUGGUCGUUAGGAGUUUUGGAGCAGUACACUGAUGAUAUGCAGCUCUAUUUAUCCAUAACAUCUGAAUCUGGAGAGAUUGUGCAAGCCCUGGACCAGAGACUGGAUGCAGGCUAAUAAAUUGUGUUGAAAUUUUGUGAAGAUUGAGGCUCUUUGAAUAGGUGGUUCUCGUUUCCAAAUGAUAAGCCAGUUGCCUCUUCUGAUUGGGGUUAUGCUGCCUCUAAACAUCAAGAGGUGCUCUAGGAUACAUCUUUGUCAUUGAAGGCUAAAACAUUUGCACUGGCUGCCUAUAUGCUAGCAGCCCAGGUUCAAAGCCCUUGUGAUGAUAUGAAAGCUGUGAACAGGUUGGGUCCAAGAUAAUUUAACUAUGUUGGUAGUUAAUCCUCACGACCAUCACAAAAGGCAUUUUUAUACCACUCAUAGUCAAAGUGCUUGCUUAUUCUGAUGCUACCUGACAGCAAUUUAUGGCCAAUCUUGGCUUCUGGAAGCAGAUAAGCUUGCAGUUACCUGGCAAGAUUCUUAGAGAUCAGAUCUCUGCCUAGAAUGGUAUGUAGUGAAGAUAGGCCAGAAAGUUUGAAGUUAAGCAUAAAAGGAGAUGAGUAGGAAUCAGAAGAGAUAAAUAAAAAAAUCAUUUGAGAGGUUUUGGGUGGCGGGAGCAAGGAAAAAAUAUAUCUUGAGGUGUACAUUUAGCUGUUGAAAGCACAGGAGAACCUUCAGCCCUGGGGGGAGAAGUGUGGAGAGAGAUUUAGGGAACAAUUGUGUGCCUGGGUGUGCUUUAUCUUCUAAGUUUCCUCUUUUUCCAUUGCAGCCUUUAUUGGCUUGGCUUGGCUUGGCUUGGCUUGCCAAUUGACCUGAAGACCCCAUAGACAGGCUUCUUUCAUAUCUUUAACAUCUAUACAAUGUGAGAAAUCAGCCAGGAUGAUUGCAGGGCAUGGGAAUCAAUAUGACUCGCUUCUAAUGGUACCCAGUGAACCAGUUGUUGCAGGCAAAGAAGCAGCCAGAAAAGUUGGCAACCCUCUAAAUUACACAGGAGCCUGGUUAGGGAAAAAAGUUGGUAACCCUUAGUUCUAACCUUAUUUCACUUAAUAAAUUAGCCACUUAAUAGGCACGAGUAAAUGAAUUAUUGCCCUUAUAAAUGGUGCCGUGUUAUUUUAUAUCUCUCUUUCUUUCUGGGGUUUUUGAUUUCAAGUUUGCCUGAUGAGGGUACACGGAUGGCACUGUGGUCUAAACCACUGAGCCUCUUGGGCUUGCCGAUGAGAAGGUCGGCAGUUUGAAUCCCCACGACGGGGUGAGCUCCCGUUGCUCAGUCCCAUCUCCUGCCAACCUAGCAGUUCGAAAGCGCACACAAAAAAGUGCAAGUAGAUAAAUAGGUAUCGCUCUGGCGGGAAGGUAAACAGUGUUUCCGUGUGCUGCUCUGGUUUCACCAGAAGCGGCUUAGUUAUGCUGGCCACAUGACCCAGAAAAAUGCCGGCUCCCUCGGCCUGUAAAGUGAGAUGAGUGCUGUAACCCCAGAAUCGUCUGUGACUGGACUUAACUGUCAGGGGUCCUUUACCUUUACCUUUACCUUUUUCCUGAUGAGAGAGUUGUAGCAUAGCCUUCUCAAAAUGUAAUCAUAUUUAAUUAACAAACGUUCUGUGGUUAUUCCAGUUUCACCACUACCUUGGAGCUAGAUGGCUAUAGGUGUCAGUGCAGUGGACCUAGGUCCCAGAUUUGUCUGAGCAGAUACAUGGAGCUGCCACUAUCCUUUUAUGUUAUGCUUUGUUUGUAGACAGCUAAGUGAACUUGAUUAUGGUAUCUAUAAACAGCAAUACAUUCUGGUUUACUGCACAGCAUAAUUCAUUUCUAUACAAAGAAUGUACAGAGAAAGCAUUGAGAGGAUUUUGCACUUCACUAGUGGAAGAUUAUAUUUAAAAUUAUCUAAGUUUCUUUUGGUAUAAAAACAUCAGUUACAUUCACUGUUAAAAUUACAAUUAUUUUCAUAUGUCAACAAACAGUUUUCUUCAAGGUAUAGAAACCACAUAGACUGCAGAGUAGUUACUUAUUGUCGUGUUCACCUGAUACUGCCCAAACCUAAUUUUCCCCUGGCUUUUAUGUUUUCUCUGAAAGGAUUCUUCAGUGUAGAAAAAGGUUGCAAGAAAUUUUCACUUUUCAAGGACAUUGACUGGACAUAGUGUGCUGACUGUUGAUUACUGAGCUAGUGGAGGAUAAGCAAGAAGAUUCUGAAAUGAUUAGACCAUGUUGGACUAGUUAAAAAUGUCUAAUGAAUGGUGAGCCCUAUCUUACAAAUUACUCAAUCUAUGUCAUAGAAAUCAAUUUUUAGUGGGUAAAACUUCAUUCAAGUUCUAACCAGUAUACCUCAAACGACUUUUCAGUAUUGGCACUGUUCCACAAAUUGGAUCAUAUCAUUAUAUUCAGACUUUAUGUCCUGCCCAUGUAGUGCUAAAAAUGUUGCUGUGCAACUUUAGAUUGAUAUAUCAGUGAGAACAACUUAAUGUCUCACCAGAGUGGUGCAUGCUCUAGUUAUCUCUCGCUUGGACUACUGCAGUGCGCUCUGUGUGGGGCUACCUUCGAAGGUGACUCAGAAACCACAACUAAUCCAGAAUGCAGCAGCUAGACUGGUGACUGCUGAGGGCCUUCUGGCGGUUCCCUUGGCUGUGAGAAGCCAAGUUACAGGGAACCAGGCAGAGGGCUUUCUCGGUAGUGGCACGCGCCCUGUGGUACGCCCUCCCACCACAUGUCAAAGAGAAAAACAACUACUAGACUUUUAGAAGACAUCUGAAUCCCUAUUUAGGGAAGCUUUUAAUGUUUAAUAGACUUUUGUAUUUUAAUAUUUUGCUGGAAGCCGCUUAGAGUGGCUGGGGAAACCCAGCCAGAUGGGCGGGGUAUAAAUAAUAAAUUAUAAUUUUAUAAUUAUUAUUACUAUGUGAAUUAUGCUAAAACAAGUAUUUUUGCCUUUGGAAAAUAUAUCUCUCACCAUAAAUGGCCACUUGAUAGUGAAGCCAUUGAAUAAAUCUUUACUGUUAACUAUUUGGGACCACUGUCUCAGAAACAAGUAAUUGGACAUGCCAUUUAAUCUCUACUAAGCAUAAAGCUUUGAGAGCACUGCAUGCUGUUUUUGGUUAUGCAGAAGUCCCCUCCCAGCUGUUUUACUGAACUGAGAUUUGGAAAUUAACAGAAAUGGAACAUCUAGAAAUUUCACAGAAUGAAUUUCUAAGAUCUACACUUAGAACACUACAUGGUACUCCAGUAGUUUGUAUUACUGCAGAAGUUGGGUUAAUGACCACAAAGUUCCUCACUCUCAUGCUGUUUGUAUAUUAUUACAAGUAGUUUAGAAUAAAUUGUGAUACACUAUUGCAAAAAUUAUUCUUGGCGCAAAGCAGACGCAAAUGCAACAACAGUUGACUAGCUCACUGUGUGCAAAUAAUGUCACAUCAACCCCUAUGAUACCAAGAACUAAUAUUUAGCUUGCCAUGACCACCCCCCUCCAAUUAUCAAAACUAAAUUAAGGGUGUAUUUCUAUAAUAAAGUUAGCAAAACACCCCACUCUUCUUUUUUUUAUAUAUCUUUGAUUAUAUAUAACAUGCUUUUGAAGGUUAUUUUCUAUGAUUUCACACAUUUUGUCCUGUAUGUGGUUGAUUCCAAAUCAUGCAUACUCUGUCUUGAGAAAUUAUAUCAGAAGUAUCCUUUCAGAGCAAUUGCUGUUUGUGAAAUGCAGCUUGUUGAGGUUUCUCAAUAUGUACUUCAUUUUGUUAUUUAUACUAAACACAAGAGGAAAUUCCUAUAACCAUUUUCAGAUAGCCUGGCCAGUUCUGAUGAUUUAGCUGGAAAAAAACCCCAUCAACAACUGAUAGAAUUAGGUUACACUUAAGAGCUGCUAGAGUUGCUGUUACACAGAAAUGGACAACAUAAUUUACUGAAACAAAUUCUGCAAACUGAAAAUGUGUGAUAUAUGUAAAGAUUUGGGCUUUGAUCCUAACAUCAAUUCCAUGGAUGAAAUGGAGUUCCUUUUCACAAAGUGGGUUUUUUCUAAGCCCCCUGAAAAUUGUUCCUGAGGCUUAGGGGAUUCUCCCAAUCAGCAUAGCAUAUGAAACAGGGGACUGCAGUAGGAAGCAGGUGGCAUGACCAUUUGGUUAAAUGGAAGUGCCUUCUGCUUGUACACUAUACCUUUUGGAAGCAAAUUCUAGAGUGCCUCUAUAUAGGUUGCUUGUUUUUACUUUGGGUGUAUUUUUAUAGGAUCACCACCUUCUGUCUACUUGCAAUGAGGAUGAAGUCUUGCAUAACCUACUUUGAUUAAAGAACAAAGAUUUGAUUAGUAUAUAUUAUUUGCAAUACAGAAAUCUUAGGAAGCUUUAUUUAAUCCCAUUAUACUCUCACAAAAAUCCUGGCUAGCACACAGGUGUGUAGUGCUUAUCAGCAAUAAGAAUUUUCAGCUCAUCUGCAUUACCAUUACGAACUAGUUGGCUAGUCUAGGUCAGGCUUCCUCAAUCUCGGCCCUCCAGAUGUUUUGAGACUACAAUUCCCAUCAUCCCUGUCCUGCUAGCUAGGGAUCAUGGGAGUUGUAGGCCAAAAACAUCUGGAGGGCCGAGGUUGAGGAAGCCUGGUCUAGAUACUCAUAAUUUUAAAGUGUAGAAGAAGCUUUGCAAUGAGCAGGUAGGUGAGAGAAAGAAGUAUAUCCUAGGAAAUUCAAACAAAGGUAACACAUAGAGUGGUAUUAAACUAAGUAAUUGCAUGAGCAGAAUGAUUUCCAUUUGCAUAACGGAACUGUGAAAUCUCCAAAGGAUUGGGGAAACUCAUAGAACAUAUUUAGGUGGGGGUGGAAAGGGUGGGGGAAUUCCUUGCACUAAUGGAACCAGUGACUUAGCACUACUUUGAAUUCCACCCAUAGAUAGAUAGAAAUUUUAGCUAGAUAAUAGAAAUUGUAUACACAAAUAUUAUAAAAGUUACAUGCAUUACUCGAAGUAGUACAGAAAGAGCAGAAGCAUUCCACUGCAUACUUGAAUGGGCAGGACAUCAUCUGUUAAUGAGAGCUGAUUACUUGUUCUGCAUUGCUAGAAAACUAAAAAACUAGAGCGACUAUUUCUGCUGCUGCUGCUUUAAAUAACACAUAACUUCAGCAGUAUCCAAUCCAGAUAACUCUAUUGUACUAGCUAUUGGCCAUGACAAAUACUUCAGCAGUAUAGACUUUGGACUCAUUUCAUUGCUUUAAAAACAAAGCAAUGCAGACCAAUAGUUCCAUGGAAAGACACAUGUUUUUCCUAGUGCCUGGUAGAUUUCUUAUAAGCUCCACUGUUUCAACUAUGCCAGUAUUACCUAUUGUUUAACACCUUGUCUAUGAACACAUAGUCCAGGACUAGUUUAAUAGACUACUCCUAUACUACCUUCCCUUCUUGUAUCAAAGAUUUAAAAUCCACAUGCAUCUUAUGAUAAAUGCAGAAAGAUGUUUGGUUCUAAAUAUUGUGUAUAUGGCAGUAUGGUGAUUAGGAUGUAAAACCGGGGUGUGCAGUUGAAUCAGACUUUUACAAAAUAUUUUGUAGCCUGCUUCACCACAGUUGGAAUCCUGACAGAAAUUUGCUGUAAUCAUUACACAUGGCAGGAAUUUUAAUAAAGCUCAUUUAAUCAUUAUCUUAUUCAAUUUAACACAGCUGUGCAGGUGGCUAAAAAUGGAGUUGCACAAAAACAAAUUAUUUGUAUUGUAUAAGAAAAAAUAACUGGCACUACAAUCUAUACACGGCCAGUGAAACAAUAUUUAUAUUGGACCAACAAGGGAGACCUGAAUUAGGAUCAGACAUCGUUGCUUAAAAUGUAGGGAUUGAACUCCUUGAUGAUGGGGUAUCUAGUAGGAAUGGGGUAUCUAGUGCCACUAGCCCAAAAUAGCUUUAGACUUGGGUUUUUUCAGCUAUACUGUGCCCCACUCCCACCUGUCAUACCUCAGUUAAAACUGGGUGUGGGGUAUGGCACGAGGAGUUGGCUAGUAAAAGAAAGUAAGAGCAUUUCACUGGAUGUGCUCAAAUUCUUAAGUAGCAAAUUGGAUCCCAAUCAUAAGGUGCACACACAUACAUGUACGUGCACACACACACUCGCACACACACACAAAUCUUAAUUUCCUUGAUAAUCAAGCUCUUAGAAUAAAGUGAAUGGCAAGUAUUCUUUAAAUAGCCAAGUUCUGGCAACAUUCAGCAUUACCCAAGCAGAUUUUUGCUUGUGCAGCAGAACUUCCCCUUCUCUCCUCCCACUUGCAACCCCUCCCUAAAAAUCUGCUCCGGAGGGUUGGUGAAACCCUCCAGAGCAGAUCUUUGGGGUGCACAGGGGAGUGCAGAGGAGGCAAGAGGAAAAGGAAUACUCAUUGCACAAGUGGGCAGGCAUUUAUUUGUCCUUCAGUGAUAACUUGUCAUGCCUCUGUUUAAAAUGCAGAAGUAGUAACUGUAAAUCUUUACAAUUUUAGCAGGACUCUGAGGAUGACGAUGAGUUGGAGGCCAUUAACAAGAAGCCUUAUGUGCCCGAAGAAUUUGCUGACUUCAGUGUCUACAAUGCCAGCUUGGAAAACAGGGAAUGGUUAUCCUCUAAAGGAGACUUUGUAAACUCUCGUGUUGUUGAAAAAGAAGUAUCUCGUAGUCCUACCACUAGCAGUAUUACUAGUGGCUACUUUUCCCACAGUGCCUCUAAUGCUACUUUGUCUGAUAUGCUUGUUCCCUGUAGUGAUAGCACAGAUCAAUUAGCCAAUCAGAUGAGGGAUUUGGAUUCUAAUGACCAUUCUGUAGCCCAUCUAACUCAUGAUUUAAGACCUUCAAACAAGGAGACUUCAGAACCAGAAAGAGACUUGGCAAAAUAUAAGGUGCUCAUGUCACCAGUUAAAGAAAAUAGUGCCUUAGCAGCAGAGAUUCCAAUGUAUGAAAGUACUACUACCAUUCCCACACAGUUACAGUGCACAGGUUUGGAUUCCUCAGCGAAUAAAAACACACCACAUGGGAUUGAAUUUCCAUUUCGAGAAGCAACAGUUGAACACACUUCAAAUGUUUUUGAGGAUCACGCCUUUACAGAAUUCAUGGGUGCUGAAGAUGGAAAGGAACUUGAAUGUUCGGUAGGUCCACAGUUCUGUUCCAGCAGCUCUUCUAGUCAAAAGAAAAAGGUCGCAACAGCUGGAACGAAUUGUGCUUCUGGUUUCUCAGAUAAUAUUUACAACCAGGACAAUCCUUUGAGCCAUUUGCAAUCUGCACCAGUGGGAUAUCAGCGGUCAAACAGUACUGAAAAUCCUUCAUUGUCUGUCAGAAUAAAAGAGGCUUCAUAUUGUCAGAUGUAUGCAGACUCUUUCCUAGCAGAUGACUUCAUUGGAAAAAAUCAUUUAAAUGUCUCUCAUUGUGAAGAUGUUACUUCUGAAGAACACCCUUGUUGGCUGGAAGUGGGGGAACAAGUGUAUAUUGCUAGUAACAAGCCAGGCAUAGUAAGAUAUGUCGGUCCUGUUGAUUUUUCAUCUGGUACCUGGGUUGGCAUUGAAUUACAUUUUCAAACAGGUAAGAUAUGGUCCUUUCCAUUAUAUAUUUAGAAUCCUAGAUACAAGUUGUCUGGUGAUAUUUGUAUAUCCCAGUAUUUUAGGACUGGAGAAAUCCAACUGGUGAAAUUAGUAAUGCCUGUUUACUUUUAUUCAUUUACAUCACACCUUUCUUCUUUCAUGAAACUCAAGGUAGCACACACAGGCAUUUCAUUGGGGACCCUAGAGGAUGGGGUGCAAAGUGGGGUUGGGUCCAAACCCUGGGAUAAUUGGUCAGAAAGACUGUUGUAAUCAAAGCUAGUUGAUAAAGAAUAGAGAAAGCUGCAGCGUAUCUACUAGUACCAAGCAGAUGAUUCCAUCAUCAUGGGUGUAGAGCGUUGAUGUGCAGUGAGGAGCUGUCAAAUACUAUUCCAAUACUGGCCCAAUCUGCAUGUCACAGUAAGUCUUCAUUUGUCUUAAAUCAUGGUUUAAUUGGAUGCAUGUGUCUCCCCUGCCUUGUUUCAAACAAGGAAUACUAUGGCUUAUUGUGUUUUCAAACAAACCACAAAUAGACUAGACUCUAGUCACAAAUUUCUUGCAAGCUCUUCUCAUAAGAUAAUCAAAUAUAGCCAUACCUCUCUAAAACAUCUUUAAUUCCAACACUUUUUCUUACAAAUUUUAAUGAUUAAAUAAAUGAAUUUAAUCAAGAUUAUCUCACUUUAUGUUCUGGACCUUAAUUCACCAUAUGAGAGGGAAACAUUGAUAAACAACUGAGGCAAGAAAAUAAACCAUCAGCAGCAUGUCAGAAAUAUACCAAGUAUGGGGAAGGGGAAGAAACUGCACAAAGAUCUGCAUGGCAGAAGAGAGGCACUUUCACAAUUAAACCAUGGUUCAAUACAAACAGACUUAUUGUGUCAUGCAAACGAGCCCAUUGAUUGCUACUGCAUAUCAGAGACUUUCAAAGAUAUUAAGAUGUAUUUGCAUGUCACAAUACUCCCAGGAUACUUGCACAACCAGGGAAUUUUAUUUUAGAGAAGAUUCCUUAGUAAAAUUGACAGCUGAAGAUGUUGAGAACUGGGAACAGGACUUUUUGCAUAGGUUCCUUUAGUUAAGGACAGAAGAAAUUUAUCCAUAAAAUCAUGCAGUGCUUAAUGGUCAGCAGCAGCAGAAAAAUAAGCAACUGAAAAUAUGCCCAGACUGCUCAUGGACACUUAUAUAGGGCACUGGUUACUAAAAAGUCACAGAAGAAUCAGAAUUGCAGAGUUGGGACCCAAGGGUCAUCUAGUCCAAUCCCCUGCAAUGCAAGAAUCCCAACUAUAGCAUCACUGAUGGCCAUCCAGCCUCUGCUUAAAAUUUUAAAAAGAAAUGUAUAGGUCAUUCAAGUAUAGUGCACAAUUGUUUAUUAAAUUGGUAUGAUGCACAACAAUUGAUGUGACCAGGCAAAAGCAGCAGCAUAUAUUUCUAGAAAUUGCUGAAGUCUCUUUUCCCAUUAAGAUCAUAGAGGAGCUGCUGUUCAACCAAUUGGCUCAUGAAGGAGUUGAGUAGGAAUUGCAGCUUCCAAUUUUUCAGAUCAAACCACUUUACAUACUGCAGAAAAUAUGAAUGCCACAAUAUGUCAGUUGCAUCUAAUUUUGUGUCAUUUCAAUGCGCCCAGAUGAUACAGUUGGCUGAGGCUCUUGUGUGUGUUUUCUGAUCACAUGCUUCAUCCCGUUUGUGAUGUUUUUUUGUGCUUCCACCAUGCUUGAGGCUUACAUCUGAUCAACCAUGAGUAACACUUACCAUUACUUCCUCUUAACCAACUGGUUAGUACAACACAGUAAAGAGUGAACCUUUGUAAGCAUUAACCAGGUGAAGGCUAGUAUCAGUCUCUAUGUUUUAAUAAAGAUUUAAUAAUUCCUCCCAUGGUUUCAAACUUCUGUUAAUUCUUACUGGAAUUAUUUGUGCUUAUUUAAGGGAAACAUGAUGGAACUGUAAAAGGCAGAGAGUACUUCCGCUGCAAACCACGACAUGGGAUAUUUGUUCGUCCUGAAUGUGUCACUAAAACACCAGCUCCAACAAAGAUAUGCAGUAGCAGUUCACGAUCUCAGGUAUCAUCCACCAUGGACACACGGAAGAGUUCAGUUCUGCAGAAGUCACCCUCUUCCAAAGCAGAGGCAGAAUCCUUCUGUCAAUCAGGAGAUGCAGCAGCUUCUGCUUUUUCUAGAAAACAGGAGAUCAGGAAGUCUUGGAUUAACUGAAGCUGCAGUUUUGUUCUUGUUUUUGCACUUGCUGCACACAUCACUGUGUAGACAUAUUUUCAAAGUAAUUGUAUAGUUUUUAAUUUGUUACUGAAUGUUUGAGUCAUGGGCAUAAUUCUCUGGUUCUUUAAAAAAAAUAAGUAAUAUAUAUAUAUUGAGUGUGUAUCAUUUGCCUGCCUAAAGGCAAACAUGGCUGCACACUAAAUUAAAGUCAGGCUGAAAUCCUAAAUUCUCUUACCUGGGAGCAAGCCCCAUUGAACUCAGUAGGUUUACUUCUGAAUUGAAAUGUAAAGGAUUGUGCUUUUUGUAAAUAAAACUGUGAGGUACUUGACCAUUUGCUACUUAACACAUUAGAUCAUACAAAAUAUUGUGUGGGAUGCAAUGGGAUGUAAAUAUGUAUCUGAGGGGAAAUCUACCAUAUGCUGUUACUUACCAAAGAACAUGUAUUAGAAUGAUACACUUGCUGUUUAUAUCUUGGGUUGUAUUGUAUAUGUUUGUUUUACUUGAUAGCUUGGUGCCAUAUUUCUACAAGUUAACACCAGGCACCACGCUGCCUUAUAUCCUGUGUUUAUUAAGCACACUGAAGAGACUGCUAUCAUUUUUGUUUUCUAUUUUGUCUUCCUAUAGGCCUGCCACUGUGCCAAUUUGACAUUUAUUGAAAACAUUAACAAUGCCUAA
This is a messenger RNA of Podarcis lilfordi (Lilford's wall lizard), 69721 nucleotides long. Lineage: Eukaryota; Metazoa; Chordata; Lepidosauria; Squamata; Lacertidae. The record is from the annotation of a GenBank genome assembly.